This is a messenger RNA of Cinara cedri, 64943 nucleotides long. NCBI's taxonomy places the organism in Eukaryota, Metazoa, Arthropoda, Insecta, Hemiptera, Aphididae. The record is from the annotation of a GenBank genome assembly.
CCUCCGACUGCAGCGGCAGCAGCAGCAGCAGCGGCAGCAGCGGCAGUGGCACAAUGGUAAUAUAAUUUUUUUUUACUGUACACAUUUUAAAUUUUCCGUCUACGGCUGACAUUGUUUACGUAUUAAAAAUGAAGAAAAUAAUUUUUUUUCGUAAUAUUAUUCGGGGGUUCGGACUUUAGAUUGUUUUUGUAACUUUUUUUUUUUUUUUUAUUACGAUAUGCGUUUUUUUUCUUCUACGAUAUGCGUUUUUUUUUUCUACCCUAAAACCUUAUUCGGAUUUUCAAAUGAAGCGUUUUUUCUGAAAGCAAAUCGCAUCCAGCUGGUGCACCGGGGAGAUCAUUUUAAGAUUUUUCUUACGGUAUUUUUGUUUGUAAAUUGCAAUUUUUUUCUGUUUCAACGAAAUUUUACGCGUAUUUUUUUUUUUUUUUGUUUUUCAGAAGUCUGGUUAUUUUUUAUUUUUGACGUACGUUUUUUUAGCUCAUUUUUCAACAACGCGUAAUUUUACGCAAAAAGACAGUUAUUUAAUUUUUAAUUUUUAAUAUUGAUAUUAAUUAUAUUGAAUUGGACAUUUUUAUUAGGAUUUUUGUUUGUUUUUCUAAGUUUGUUUUUAACGUAAUUUUAAUGCGAUGUUUUUAUAGAGCAAUAACGCAAUCACUUUUAGUCAUUUUUCAACGCCGUACAAAGUCCGAGCCCUAAUAAUUUUAUUAUUAUUAUUAUUAUUAUUAAGGUAUUAUCUAUAGAUUUGCGAGUAAUAAAAUAUUUUCGUCCGCACGCUACACUACGCCGAACGGUCAUCGAUUGACACGACAAUACUUUAUAUAGGUACUGUUAAAAUAAUAAUAUAAUUUCAAGGUUUAUUUUUACGAGUUUUUGGUGGAACGGCAUACAGAUAUUUAUUAUUUUCAAACGUGCGUAUCGGCAAUGUAAGAAAAUAAAUAAUAAUUUGUGCGGUACUUUUAACUUCUACGUAAGUGAUUCGACGAAAAUCAAAAAACAGUAACUCACCGAUUGUUAAGAUUAUUUUGUGACUUUUACGCAGGAAAAAACUGCCGAUUUCGAUUUUAACGUUUCCGAAUCUACUGGUAUAUAAUAUAUAGCGCAACAACCCUGCAGUGAAGCCUUUUUUUAAAAUCGCCCAUGCGAAUAUGAAAAUGUUUUACAAUAAUUUAUCUAUAAUAUUUUCUAACAUUAUUUUUAACAUAAUUGAAAAGGGAAUUUUUCUCCGUUUUUCUUCUGUUAUUUGUUCGUGAUUUUGUCACGGCUAAUAAUUACUAAAAUUGAAUAAAUUGCCUUCAGUUUUGCUCAAUACUUACAUUCUAUACAUAUAAGAUAUAAAUCGUAUAAAACACUAAUAGCAUUUUUAAAUAGCAAUAGCAAGAUGCUAAUCAAUUUCAAAAAUAGCUGCUAAUUUUAUUUCUACAUAUUUUUCGUGAUAUAGCAGUAACAACUAUAAACUAAGUUUUUAAUAUAAUAAACUACAAAAAUAGACUUUAUUGCUUGACUGCUAAUUGCUAUGAACUUCUUAAUAGCUAUUAACAGAUAAACCGCUUGUGCCUUAUAAACAAAAGGUGUGAUUUUGAGUUUUUUUUAUAAUUUGAAUAAAUAUGUAACGCGUCGUUUAAAACCAUUUUCAUUAUAAUUAGAUAAUUAUUUUCCCAUGAAAUACCUAUUAAAAAUUUGAUAAAUUCAGGUCAUAAAAGCAUAACUAGGUAUUAGUUAUGGUUAUCUGUUAUGACACUAUCGCUGCUAAUGUAAUUAGCUGUUAUUGAAGCUCGUUGCAAUCUAGCAUACAGCUAUUCUUAAAGAUAACAUUAACUGCUAUUUUUGGUAAGAAAUAGCAGUUUGUUAUUCAGUCUUCAAUGCAGCGCUGUAUUUAGUGCAAAAUUACAUUUUCACGCACAAUUAAUUAGGAUUUAUUUGCUUUAUUCCAGUGUUUAAGCUUAAUCAGUGUCUAACUAUGUUUCCAUAGUUUAAGUGUUAAUAUUUCGCACUAAACAUAUUAUACUUUAUGAGAUGACCACUCUCAUAUUAUUUCUUUAUUUUAUUAACUUUAUAGUCUAGGUUUAUGCUAAACAAAUUUAAUUUUAUAUACUGGUGUUUAGUGGCGUAUCUAGGAUUUUUCAACGGGUGGGGUGGGUGAUAGUUAAAAACAAAUUAAAAUGUUCGUUUGUCAACAUUAAAUUCUUUAAUCAAAUUAUUUUAUAUCAAGUUAUUUUAUCAAUAUACCUACUUCAAUCGAUGAAAUAUAUGAAAAUAAUUCGCCACAUUACACUUGACCCGAUAAAGUAACAUAAACACAAAACGAUUAUGAUAAAAAAUACGAUCAAAGAUUGCCGUUAACGUUUAUGAUAUUUAUGAUUACUAUAGCUGUAACCUACCUAUUUGUAUUAAGGGAAAAAAAUAAUAGAAAACUCUUGUUAGAUGAUUGGAAACAAAUAAUAUACUCUGUAAUCCACAUUAUUAUUAUUAUCCUAUAAUAUCAAUCUAAACAUUAUAAUUUUGUAUAAUGUACAAUAAUUUAAAACAAAUUUCUAUAAAUAAUAUUUUGAUCAUAAUUAUCGUUUAAUUACGCAAGUCUAAAAUGCAAGAUCUUAUAUUAUUACAGAUUAAUUAAAAAUUAUUUUUCAAUUAUAUUGAAUUAAUGAUAGUAGUUGAUUUGGAAAAACACAACCUUUACGAAAAUGUUUCUUUAUUUUCAAUUUUAUUUUUUUUGCUGUUGUAAUUCGGUGAAUAAUGAGUGUAAUAUAGUAGUUUUUAUCUUAUAAUCGUUUUAAAAUUAUAGUUGUAUUCAAAAUCGUAAAAGCGAUUGAAUUUCAAAACACGCAUAACUUCGAAACUUCGCUCAGAAUCGUUGCAAUGGUUUAUCGUUGCAUACUGAUACAAAUUAAACAACUUUAUACCUUCUCAACUUCCUGUCAACAACAGUAAUACACCCGUUCCUAGAAUCGGCUCUUUUUUAAAAUUACUAUUGUCCUAUUAUAGUCAAUCAAACUUAUUUAUAUUAUAUAAAUAAAGUUUCUGUAUUUUACAGUGCUUUUUACUCUACUGCAGGUUCUUAUAGCGUAUCAUUAGGUACUUACAGUAUACACUAUAAACAGAACAGUUUUUAGCGGUUUUUUUUUCGUAUUUUAUAAUAAUUAGAAUAGACAAUCUUAUAAUAUGGCAGUGCGAAUUUCUGCAGUCGUUCCUUUCACGGAAGUUAAGUAAAAGUUUUUUAAUUUUACUGCGACGUGUCACAAAAAAAUCCAAAAUCUUUUCGACGAAGCUUAUUCCGAGCAAUUCAUUUAAAACGAUCGGGUUGUCAACUUUUUGCAGAAUUUCCUAGACUUCUUCGCGCAGCUGACGAUAGAGGCAGACGAUUUUAAUUAUAAUUCUAGUAAUUUGUCGAGCUUUAUACGAAGAGUAAGUAUAAAUGUAUACAUUAAUAUACAUUAAUAUGUAUAUAUUUUGCUGUAUACGAUUUUAAUUUAUAUUUAUAAUUGUACACAAUUUUAUAUUAUCUUGUGUUAGACUAUAAUAAGUAAUUUUACAAAAGUAGCGCGAAUAAAACAAAGUGUUCCUGACGGGUACCUGGGAUUGGGACAUUAGAGCGCGAGACGUUUUAGCGGCAGCCAUUUCGAACGUGUAAAAAAAAAUAUAUAUAAAUAUGAAUUUAUUUAAUUUGUACUGAAAUGUUUAUUAUUUGAUUAUAUAUAAAAUGUUGAUCGUAAUAAAUAUAAGGAAAAUUCAAAAGAUUUAUUGAUAAUGACAAAGUGAUUAAAGACUAUUAAAAAUUAUUAUUAAAAGCUAUUAAAUGGAAACCCUUUUUUUUCCAUUCGAAUUGAAUUUUUCAUGUAACUUUCAUUUUCUUCUCUUUCUUAUGCGCCUCCCUCCUAAAUAUUUGAUCAGCCAUCCUCGUCCUGAACUUCACUUGACCCAAUCCUUAUACACCGUCCUCACAUACACCCGCCGUCCUUAUAUCAUUUCAAAUCGCAUUCAACCACUUAUUUUUUGGCUUUCCUCCUUUAUUUCGCACGACCUUCGGAAAUUAACGUUUCGAAAUGUGUAUUUUAAACGGCGUAGGUGUAAAUUAUUUGUUGAUGGGGGAGUUAGGGGUUUAUUAAUUAUUUGUAAUAAGAGUGAAUUGGGAGUUGGAAAAGAAUGAAUACUGACAUAUAAAUAUUUAGUAGAGAGAAAUAGUGGGAGAGAGGUUUAAAAUCCUCACCCCUUUACCUAAUCUCUCAACCUAAAAAUAAAAUAAAAAAUUAAUUUUAUUCUGUUCUAUUUUAGUUUAUCUGGCUAAAAUAUUUCGUAUCACCACAUUAGUGAGACGCAUUGUAAUUUCAAUAUUGUUUUUAAUAGGUACCUACGUUCAAUAUUGACUUGUCUCCAGUGGCGCAUUUAGAAUAUAAGCAUCCCGGGGUGAAACAAUUUUAUUGCCAUCCUUCCUCUACCACAUAUUUUCACCCACUAUAGUCUUUACCUCAGACCUUCCCUCCUUACCCUCAAUCACUGAUAAACGUGUCUCCUGCUUGUUUUGAAUAACAUUUUAGAAUAUAUAUCCUAAGGUUUAACAAUUUACAAUUAUGUCAAAGUGUUUUAUAUUCAAAUAAAAAACCGUACUGAAUAAUAGCAUAAGUAAAUUUUUUACGUUAUCAGUCGUUUCAUUUAUAUUCCAUUAAACUUAAAAUUAUUUGACAUGAUAAUAUGUUAUCACAUAUUACUUAUUACUUGGGGGUGCAAAGUGUAGACAACACAUGUUAAGAAAAGUUUAUACAAAAGGCGAUCGUUCUCGAAAUAAAAUCACUCAUGGUCUAUUUAUACAAUAGCGCUUACAACAAUUACCUAUAACUUAAAAAACUUAAAAUCAUAGAUUAAUCAAUCUAUGAAAUACAAUUAAAGAAAUUUGUUACAGUCUAUAAUAUUGACUUUUUUGGAUUUUUUACCUUAAAAAUUGUUUUGUUGGGAAUAAAUCAACUUUUCUUGGGCUUAUAGUAGAGGUAAACAAAUAAAGACCACAUAGCAAAUAAUUUAAUCUGUGUUCCAGCAUGUUAACUGAUAACUCUAUAACGUAUUAUACAUUUUGUAAUGAAAACAAAAGUAAUACAUUCAACAAAACUGCCCCUCUCCUAAAUCUGAUAAAAUGUUGCCGCUGGAGUCAUUCGUCCCCUUUACCCUCAGCACAACUGUUUGUCUCUUUAUUUUUGUCGAAUUUCCCUUGGAUCUAUAGAAACUAUUGCUCUGUGUUGUGUAUUUUACACAAUACGUGCAUUUAUCUUGCUACUUUUGGACAUAACGUAGGAUGCCUAAUGACCAUUGACUAUACGUCCCGCCGAAAAUUAUAUGGGACGCAUUUUGUCCCGGUUAUUUCAAUUCUGUCCCUUAUUGAUCCCGUCUUUUGUUUAUUGUUAAUAUGUAACUUUUAGAUUAUGAGUAGAGCGAAGAAGUUUAUGGUUUUACAAAGAUAUUUUUUUUCUGUGGACAACUUUUCUACCAGAGAACUUGCUCCGAUUUUCACGUGUAGCACUUUUUCUGAAAGGAAAUCGGUAUGGGGAGGUACCUUAAACAGAUCAUUUUCCGAUUUUCUCCAGAGUUUUCUCUACAAAUGUGAAAAACCGAAAUAAUACAGAAGAAAAAUGGAAAAAUAUAAGAAAUAUAAGUAUUAGUGAAAAAUAUUACGGCCUUUUUUUUUUCUGUGGAUAAUUUUGUUAGCAGCAGUUUUGCUCCAAAUUUUAAUGAUAGCAAUUUUUCUAAAAGGAAAUUUCACUGGGAAGUACUUUAGAGAGGUCGUUUUUUGAUUUUCUUCGGUGGUUUCUCAACAAAUGUGAAAAACUGGGAAAAAACAUGGAAAAACCAGGAAAAGCGUAGGAAAACUGGAGAAAUCGAUAUAACAUUAAACAAAUACAGCAUAUAUAUAUAUUGCUGAUAAAGCAUUAAUAUCAACUAUACUCCGCUCAGAAUCGUUUUUUGUAAGCAAUGAUUUUUCGUUACUUACAGGUAUACAUUAAAUUACCUAUAACAGUGGCUGCUCCCGUCCCUAUUAUCCUAGGACGUUUUUUUAAAAUUUAUUUGUCUUUUACGAUAUUAUUUAAUAAAGUCUCUGCUUAAUUUUUGGAUUAUUGUUUUGAACAUUUUAGUGGGUAUAUUAUAUACGGUGUAUUAUGCAUAGGUAUAAUAAGCAAUGAACAUUGUAAAAAACAUAUUUUCAAAACUACUUUUGAGUUUUAUAAUAUUUUAUUAAAAUAUAAUAAAUUACUCUAUGCAAUUUGGUUCAGUAUAAAAGUACACAGAAAACAAAUAAAUUGACGAACAGACAUCAAAAUACAAUUUUUUUUGGUGAAAAUAUAUUUUAUUUGUUUAAAAAAAAAAUUAAAAAUUAAAAAAAAAAUGUAUUUAAAAAUGCGUAUGUACAGCAUUUAUUUUGUUUUUCAUACUAUAUUUAUCGUAAGGUUUACUUAUUACUUACGUUUUUUAAGUGUUCUAUUUUUUUAAUUUUAAUUUUAAUUUUAUGGGUACUCUAUAGUUUAGCAGUUUUUUCUGGAUCAAAUGACCUUAAAUCUCGGAAAUAAGAACUGUUUUAUAGGCGAAUUUAAAUGAUACAAUUUUGGUUGAGUUUCAAUAUGAAUUUCACUAUGUUGUUACGGGAGGAGAUUAUUUUUGUUGGUUUUGUACCGUGCACACCUGUACAGACCUCUAAAGAAAGCCGAGGGAAUGAAAUAAGGAUAAUUUUUUAAUAACAAUUAUUAACAUACCUGAUUUUUUUAAUAAAUAUAUAGAUAAUAUAAUAAUAUACAUGUAUAUAUAAUAUUAUUAUACAAUUUGAAAGGAAAUGAGGUCAUUGGGGGAUAUCUCCCUUCACCCCCGUUAGACCACCCCUGAUUUUAUAACGUUUUCAAUAUAGUACUUUUAAUAUAGUAAACAUUUUGCAAUAAAGCAAAAUAUAUAGAUAUAGACACGAAUAAUCUAAAUAUUGUACAUUAUAAUAUAUGUAUUCCAAGGAAUAACGCAAUAAUUAUUAUACUGAAAUAAUGUUACGAAUAGGUUGACUACGCGAGUUGUUCGAUAGCGUUUAAUACUUAAAAAAUAUGUUUUAUAAUGUAAUAUUAGGUCGAUGUUUUUAUUUUUUUUUUGUUUUCAAUACAGGUACCCAUUUUGUAUGUCCAAUUUAUUUUUCGGCAGCCUUCACCGUUUUCAUCACACACGAUUAUUAUUGUAUAAUAUUUUAUUUUUUUUAAACUCGUAUUUAUACACCAUUAAGUAGAUAAUAAAUUUAAAAUAACAAUAAUGGGUACUAAUAAAAUUAUAUUAUGCUUGUAAAAUUAUUAUACAUAAAAAAAAAAAAAAAAUAUUGUCGAAAUAACUAUAUUAUAUUGUUAAGUACUUGUACUUUUUAGGUAUCAAAAUACGGCGUCACGUUUUUAUAACUAGCUAUAACAUCGUUCCGAUAUUAUUAUCACAGUAUCGGUAUAAUUAUAACGCGAUAAACAGUCGCGGCGUCGUUAUAUUAUAAUAGUCGUCGAGUGUCGCGGGGUCCGUGGAAAUUGCGAUAGUAAAAUUACACUAUACGAUAACGAAUCGAUAUUCAACAAUGAUAAGUAUGAUUAUUGUCAUAAUAUAGCAUACCGAUAAUAACAACAACAAUAAUAAUAAUAUAGAUAGGUUACAUAUUGAAUUCAAUUAAUUAUUGUGUACGUAUCUACAUAUUAAUAAUGAUGUUUUAUUGUACAUAUUAUAUGUAAAAAAAAGUCAUUAUUAUUAGGCACCUACCCCGAAAAAAAAAAAAAAAAAAAAAACGUCGGCUUUGUUGGCAAUGAUAUUAUUAUAUGAUGCGAGGUUUAAUGUCGACUGUGAUCGAUAAGGAAUAUCAAGGCUAAACGAAGGACAAAAAUAAUGAUUAUGAAUUAAUAAUCCAGAAGGGGUUGUAAACAUAAUAUUUAUUCAUAUUAUAUAUAUAUAUAUAUACAAAAAUUAAAAAAAAAAAAAAAACAAUGCAGGUAAUAAACCUUUUUAAAUAACUUUGAAGAAAAAAACCUAGUAAUAAAAUUGAGGUUAACGUGCACGACACGCAAUUGUUAGUAUUCACACGCUAACGUGGAAAUGUACUUACCCAUACUUAUUUGUUUUUAUCUCGAAAACUUCUUUUUUUUGCACGAUUCGUCAAUUUGUCACGAAAAAAAAGAAAAAAAAAGGGCUGAUACCGGUGAUGGGUAUGCGCCACUAUUGUAGGUGAGAAGUUGGGAUGGCAGAACACGUAAGUCAUUUAGUUCAUAUCGGUAUGCAGCGAUAAACUAUUGGUGACGAAGUACGAUUCUGAGCUAUGUUUGGCUAAACGUGUUUUUUUAAACACUGUAAUAUAUUGACCAACAUAUUUUAAACUUAAAACGCUAUUGGGGGGGGGGGAAUUAUUACAUUAGACUCAACUUUUUUGUUUUGUUUAUUACUAAAUACGAUUUUAUAAUGAACCUUGUGUUAAAUAUUUAAGCUUUGUUGUUUAACCAAACAAUAUUAUAUACACAUAAACCCAUAUAAAACUAUAAAACACUCGACAAUUUCCAAUACCUAUAAAUAGCACAAAAAAAAAUCCUGACAAGUUUGAACUACUAUAACUUCAUUAGACUUUUAAUGUAAGUGUUUUAUGAAAAUGUCAGGUUUUUAAAAUUAUUUCUAACCAAAUUACAAAAAAAAAAAAAAUUAUCGAUAUUAAUGAAACCGUUAAUGACGUAAAUUUAUCUGUUCAUAUUUUACGUUUUUUUUCCCAAAUAUUAUGAAAACCGAUCGUAAAAUCAAAAAACUUCUAAAUGCAUCAACUAGAUCCAAAACGUAACAAAAAAUGUUUUUUGUAAUUUUUUGAUUGGAGUAAGAUUUUUGGUGGAAAAGUGGUAACACGGACAGUAAAAAAAGUAUACGUCAUCAUACUGAAAUCAAUUAAUAAUUGUCCUAAUAAUAUAUAUAUAUUUAAAACAAGGUGAAUAAAAUUGUGUUGUUACAUUACGAUUAUUUCUAAUCUAAUUACAAAGAAAAAUCAAAAUCGAAAAUAACAGAGACCGUUAUUAUGUGAAUUUGGGUUCGUUAUUUUCCCUGUUUUUUAAUUAUUUAGAAAAUACAACAAAAAUCAAAAAUUCCCAACCCUUUUCCUUAGCGCACUAACAAAACACAAAUUGCUACCAGAAAUCACUCCUAAAUUUGAUGAUCAAAGCGAGAUUUCCGGUGUAUAUAGGUCGUUCAUAGACGGAAAAAAAAGCGCACGUCAUAACAGCAAAACCAAUAAGUUUUGCGCUUCACUCAGAAUCUAAAAAUAGUAAAAAUAAAUAUUAUAUAACAUUUAGAAUUUUAAUCUCGAGCUUUCCGGAUUUCUCGUGAACGUCAAGCGCUUUAUCGUUUGGGUUUUUUUUUUUUUUUUAUUCUCAAGUAAUAUUGAAAUAUCUACUAGAUUUGUAGCCUUCGCGACACCCUCCGCCCCCCGCUUGUGCCGCCGCCGCUGCAAAACCUAGCGAUCUUCAACUGAAGCGAUAAUAUAAUAAUAAUAAUACUCGUGCAUUUCGAAAGUCAGUCGACCCGCGAAAACGUCGAUACUCGCGUAAAUCGAAUUUCAUUUUCUAGAAUAUAUCUUAAUAUAUUAUAUUACCUAUAUUAUAAUAUUAUUAUGCAUGAGCAGAGGGCCCGUCUUAAUUAUCACUUUAAUUAAAACCACGAACACGUGUGUCUUACGCUCGUCUGUUACCGACAGGCUACCGUAGUUAUUAUUAUUUACUAUUAUUUUAUUAUUGCUGUAAUGUAUUUUAUAUACUUUCGGUAUGGAUACCGUUGGUAUUGAUGUUAUUUUCAAAACAUUCCCUGCGAAACAAAAUUCGCCGCGGGGUUACACGAGACUUUCGUUUUCGUCGAUGAUCGAAUUAUAUUGUUAUAGGUAUUAAAUCUUACAGAGUCGAACGAAGACACCUGAAAAAAAAAAAUUAUAUAUGUAUAUAUAUUUACUCGUACAGGUAUAAGGUAUCAAUGCAAUCUGAUCGGAACAUCAUUAUGACGACGAAAUAUAUAGGUACUCUUGAAAGUCAACACUGACCCAGAAACCUAUAUUAUAUGUUUUAUUUUUCGUAGAUGUUUGCUUUUUAAUUUCAUUACGCUACUCAUGCAAAUAUAUGUGCGUACAUAUUUUUAUUUUGUUUUUUUAUUUAUUUAUUUCACCAUAAUUAAUUUAUAAUACAAUAAUAAUAAAAAUAAUAAGAUAGCUGAUCUGUAUCUGUAUACUAACCAAGCUAAGUUCAUAUCUGUAUAAUGUAUAUAAUAGGUAGGUACUAUACUAUAAUAUAGUACCAAUAGAUGCAUUAUGUUCUUCUUAUAUAAUUCAAAAUGCGACAAUCCAUUUCCAUUAGUUUAAUAAAUUGUCCGCGUAAUAAAUGCGUGCAGUUAGAAUUUAAAUAAUGUUUGCUCUUCUUUUCUCGUUAUUUUAGUUUUACAAAAAUGUUUUUUUUUUUUUAAAUUUGUAUAUAAGUUAUCAUCUCUAAUACUAUUUAAAUUGUUGAUCUAUUAAAAUAUCGUAUAUUAUUUAUUUAUUUAUUUAUUUAUUUAAAUAGUUAAACGGGUUAAAUAACCCAAUUACAUAUUGUAUAGAAAAAGAGUGCACAGUGAUACAGAUAAUAAUUGAUUACCGACUUGAAUGUAAGUCGUGCCCAGUACAAUAGUCAGAGGAUGGAUUAUUGAGGGCAUCAUGUGUUUCUUAGGAAAUUAUUUGUUUUAUUAGGCAUCUCGGUUGUUUUGAUGUAUUUUAUCAUUCUAAAAAAAUAAUAAAUUAUAAUGAAAAUUAGUAGUGUCUCUCUGAAGUUCACUGAAUUAAAUUCUCCGAAAUUGUUUUCCGGAUUUUAUACUGACCGAUAGAUUGUACUUAUUUUUUUUCUCCUUUGUCUUCAUCAUUUGAGGUCAGUCCCGUCGGUCACUCUGGUUCUAAACUUCCACUUGGCUUGAUCUCCCAUCUCGCAUACACUGGCUGUCCUUAAGUGAUCUCAUACCGAUUUCAAUGGCAUUCAACUAUCGGUAGUUUUUUUACACUGGCUGUUGACCUGACGCAAUACUAUUUGUUGUCUCUUACAACAGGUACCAUGGGUUCUCUCUCACAAGGAUUAACUCCUCAUACUAAAGGGUGUUUUAUAAAUCGAUAUGAAUUUAAAAACGUCAUAAAACUUAUAAAUUGUAUUAAAAAUGAAAAUGUUUUCACACACGGCUCAGAAAACAUCUCUCAUUUAUUUAUGAAAAAUAACCCCCGGUAUAUGUCCACUCGAAACUUAUUAGUUUCGCGAUGGUUUCAAAAAUGAAUUGUUUAAAAGUUUUGACACAUGCUCGAUUCAGUCGAAUUUUCGUCGUUUUUCAUAUGUAGUUAAAAUCGUUUAAACAACUCAAUUUUGUUUUCCAAGAAAAGUCGCGAUGCAAUUUACGAUUGUUGGUCAACAAAUAAAUCGUUCCGCGAGUUGUAGAAUUAACGUAGGUAUAGAUCAAUUUAUUAAUACAUACGGCUAUAGGAACAUACAAUUACUGAAUAGAGUUUUGUCCUUGUAGGUAUAAGUACGUAAUCACUAAUCAGUGACACAACCAGGAUUUUGUACUGGGGAUGGCCCAUAAUCGUUUUUGCUUGAACCUUGGGCGUAAGUAACAGGGGUUUGGGGGAGUUCAUCAUCAAAAAAAGGAUUUUCAUUGAUAUGCAUUGCGUUGUAAUAAUUUAAACAAAAACUGAUGAAAAAAACUUCAUGAUGAAGUGAGAAUAUAAUAUGAUCGAUGUCUUGGAAUAUCUUGCGGAAACUAACCCAAUUAAUUUCGCGAAAUCCUAUUUUGUCCAUUUUGCAUGUUAAGCAUAAAAAACCGUACUCAGCUGUCCACGAAAAAAAUUUGAAGAUCGUUAGCUGUUUAUAAUUAUUACUAUUUUUUUUUUUCGAAUUUAUUUGUACAGCCAUCGGCUAUCCACAAAACAUUAGGAAAUAGUGUUCCGUCGAUGUAGGUAACGUUCGUUAAAAUCUGUUGCCCUGUAUAGUUUUUGAGACUGUCAUUAUAAAUCCGAACCUUCGAACAAACAAUAUGCCGACGACAAGUUUGGAAUUAUCGUUUUUCAUUUUUAAAAUGUUUAACGUGAAUUGAAGUUAUAAUCUAAUGUAAUUAUUAGAGCGCGGAUUUGUAUGCAUUCGCAUAAUUAUUCUGGUUGAUCGUAUGACAUGCUAAGUGAACACAAAAUGUGUUUCAACGAUUUAAAAAAUGAAACUUGUUUAGUGCAUAUUUUUGUAUAUUUCGACAUUCAUCCAUUUUUUUACAUUUUAAGGGAUUAUUUUAUAAUUUUAAUUGCGUAUUUCGUCUUUUAGUGCAUAUUUCGGUAUUUUUUUUUGUUUUUUUUUUUCUAGACAUUUUUGAAAUAUAUACUAUUGUAAUAUAAGAAAAAAUAAAAAUAUUUUUAUAAUUUUGAUUAAUAUCAAAAUAAAUUAAUCGGUGUACUUGUAGGUACAAACGGUUUUCUCAAAUAUGACCUCAGGUCAAUAAUCGGUGAAAUAAAAUACGUAUAUCAAGAUAAGAAAAUAUCGAUUACGACCAUUGACAUUAUUUCAGUCACGUUAAAAUAUUUACCGUGCGUUCGUGUGUGCUUUCUGUGGUGAAUCGCGUUUUUAUUACUUUAUUUUUAUCAAAAUGCCGGAAGAUAAAUCGUCGUUAUCGAGAGUCUUAUACAUAAAAAUUACCUACAAAAUGAUGAAAGUGAAGCAAAAAAUGAAAAAAAUUAUUUAUAGUAGGGUUCCAUAAUUUUAAACCUAUUAUUUUAAUUAAAUGUUCCAAAAAAAAAAAUUUGUCAAUGCAUAUUUUUUAUUUGUCAUGUAUAUUUUAACAUUUUAGUGCAUAUAGUUAUACAUAUUUAAGAUAUUUUAGCGUAUAUUUGGUCGAUUUUUAAUGCAUAUAAAUCCGCACUCAAGUAAUUAAAUAAUACAAAAAAAAAUCGUAUAGUUUAUACUUAUAAAAUCAAAUUUGUACCGUACAAAUAAAUAACGCACUCUAUUUUAGAUGAAACGACGAAAAUAAAAAAUACUUAAACUAAUGACAUAAAAAUUAUUAUAGAAUAGUGUUUAUUAUUAUCUUGUUUGUCUCGGAUAUUUGUCUACAUAGUAGUUAGAUUCGAACAUACUUAUAUACUAAUAUACUUAUUAGACUAUUGAAUAUUAUAAUAAUGUUAUAAGUUUCAAUCGUUUGUAUACAAAUCGAAAAACCGAUUAAAUAUACUGUUCAUAGUUUUAGACAGUUAGUUUCAUUGACAAUUUUAUUACGAUUUAGGUUUAUAUAUUAAAAUAUAAUAAUAUGAUUGGCAUAUUAAAUAAAUUUAAAAAUAUUAUACGAUUGAAUUUUGAAAGCUACCUAUUCAUUUAAUACGGAUAGGUAUAUCAUUUGUUAUACCAGAUCAUACCCAAAGUCAAAUGGAAAGACCCAAAAAUACCUUUUCAAACGUAUUGUGUAACGUUAGUUCACUUUUGGUCGCACAUUAUUAUUAUUAUAAUUUUUUUUUUUUUUUUUUUAUUGGAUAAUACGUUAUUUGCUAUCCGUGUACAUAGAAGACGUAGGUACUGAAUGUAUGAUAUUAUUUAUUAUAUUGGAAACCGAAGGGAAUAUUAAAUUUUACUAUUUUAUAAUAUUUAUUUACGUCCGCGUUAAAAAUGUCUCGUUUCCUGUGUGAUAUUAUUAUAUGUGUAUGUGUUUUAUAAAUAAAGGGUAUAUAUCAGGUGAGUUAGAUUCUUUGCCAUUAAUUUUAUAUUAUUGACUCUAUGACAGCCGUUUUUAUUUUAUGAAGAACUCGCACGCACACACACGCAUAUUACAUUUUAUGUACAUUGUAAUGUCUAUUGGAUUCUGGGUAUAGAGAUAUUAAUAAUAUGCGUUUUUUCUCGGAAAACACUUUUUUGAAUAAUGCAAAUUCAUCCGAAUCACAUGGUACCUAAAAAGAUGCAUAUUUUCCGCACCUAUUAUUUACUUGAGAAAUUUUCGUAAGACAAUUUUAAAAAUGAAUUUGGACACCGGUUUUUCGACAAAAUUCACUGUAGCACGCGAAAAUUAAAAAUUCUCAUUCUAUUACUGGGUUUCUUUUUGCAGUUGUGUUUAGCUAGGCGUAACCCACUGAGGAUUUUUUAAAUGGAAAGGUUGGGAGAUGUGUGUGGUCAAAACACGGUAAAUUAAAAUCGUUUUUAAUAAUACGACAAUAUAGUCGAGUUAGCAUAGUGGCGCUACGUCGUGCAGAUGUGUAAUGAUUAUUUUUUAUUUUAACACAGCUUCACGGAUACUACACUCAAUUGCCUAUAUGGAUAUGCCUAAUAUGUAUUUUUUUUUUAUGUAUACAUGUAAACAUAUUUUGUAUAUUAAUGUUUUAAACCGGAAUACUACUACUACACUACUGCGGGUGUAGAUGCGUAUAUUAUAUUAAAAUCAUUCCCCAUACACGAAAUAAAACUUGGUCGCUUAAUUGUUACGAUUCACCCGGUAUCCAUAGAAUUUCUACGACCUCUCGUCUGUGUCUUACUGGGAAAACGCGUUGACUAUUGGAUUCCGUCGAUCAUGGUUUCCCCUUUGUCUAUUAACUCGUAGCGGUUUAUCCAUCGAAUAGGCAUUUCGAGUUUACACCUUUACAUUAGGUCAUCCGGGCACUAUGAAUUUCUCAGAGCAGUAUCGGUUUCAGGUAAUAAACAGUGGUGGAUUGAGUGUUUUCGUGUCAAACGAGGAAUCAGAGAUAAUAUAAUACGCACUAGUUUGUUGAUACGCACAUAUCGGGUGUAUAAUAAUGAGCGACGGGGGUUAGAGGCCUGCGGUCUGCGUCUCGGUUUGUGUACGCGCACCGAAAUCAAACAGGGCAAAAUCGUUUCACGUUUUGCGAUCGAGUAUAUACCUAUACGAAAUGAACCCGUGUGUACAGGUUUAAUAGCGAUCGAAUUACAUUACCAUAAUAUCGUAUUAAAUUCGUUCGGAUGACUCGGGCCGGGUUAUUGUUAUUGCGCGGUGAACUUUCGGCGUCGAUUUAAUGCGAAAUGAGGUGCGAGAUGACGGCACGACGUAUGCACCACCGCGAGUAUCCAUCGCCCGUCUGGAGCCAUCCGUCAGCGCACCGCGGCGGGUAUUUUAAAUUUCCGAAUUUCUUGCCGGUACGAUAGAACCGCGCGCCUUCUACGAUAAUAAUUGACGAUUAGGUAUGCAAUUCGAACCGACUACGACGUCGAAAAGCCAUUAAGAAUAUUUCCAGUAUACGGGUACCGAAAUAAUCGCGUGCAAUUACAAAUCUGCAGUUGUUUUGCGUCGCCGUCUUUGUACGGGGUGACGACGGCGGAAUCAAUUGCUGGCGCACAAUAGGACACAAUCAAGAUUGACCGCCGCCGCCGCCGCCGAGCCAAAAGGCCCGCAGAACGUAACGCGCGCGAAUGUAUAGGUUCAUCUAAAAUAACUGUAAUUUAGAAAAUAUACAUAAAAUUUUAGUUCUCUACGCAGAGGAUCUAAUAAUGACGUUCUGUUCGAACGUUUUUUCCGCGUACAAAAAUGACCGCGUGAAAAAAAAUUCUUCUUCAAACAUAAGCUGGCCGUUACCACUGGCGACGCGUGCGUGCAUUCUGUAUUCGAUUAUUAUUCAAUUAUAAUAUGUAAUUACACGUAAAAACUAGAAACGAAUCCUACUUCAUGGUAAAUUCCGGCAGUCGUCCGAUUAAACUACCAAAUAUUUACCGCACUGACCAAAUCCACUGGUACAACCAUUGGGGGGGGGGAGAUUGUGGGUUAUAAUUAUCCCCUUGUAAUUUAGGUUUUUUUUUACAAGUCCUAAGUAAUAAUUUAUAUUGCUCGGAAUAAUAACAGUAUCUAUUUCUUAAAAAUUAGAGGCAGGUAACACACCUUUUUUGCAAGUAAAAAUACUCCAAAUUGUUCACAUUAUUUUCGGAUGGUAUCAUAAUUAGAUGCGGUAUUUUGCCCGAUAGUACUUUAUUUGAAAAAUUUUUUUUGAUAUUUUUAGCAGUUAUUUUUAUUCUAUGUCUUUUGGUUUGAUUGAUUUGUGGGUUACCUUUGCAAGAAGGGGAUAAAUACGAUUAAUAUACUACAUUAAUAUUUCACUCAGAAUCGUUCUUUUGCAUUGGUUUAGUGUUGCGCACAAUAUAUAAACAAGAUUAUCUUGUAGGUCUAUCUUAUAGGGACCUAUAAUUUUCUAAGUACCCACCUGGAACAGUAGCCUACCCGUGAGCAGUAAAAACUUUUUUUAAAUUUAAAACCACUUCUCCCAAAAGUUAAUCUUGGUUGCACCACUAACCAAAUCAAUAUUAACCAAUCAUAUUGCAUGAUUGCACGAGCAGGUACACGUCGCAAUGGAAACAUAGCUAUAGGUAUAAGAUGAUAAAGAUUACACGUCCGACCUAAAGAGCCUAUAUAGUAUAAUAGUAAACAAUAUUAUAAUAUGAAAAAAUCAGAUAUAGUUAUGCAUGUAUAUGAUUAAAUUGUUUCAUGGUGCACAACUGUUUUUAUAAGCGUUUCCUGGGAUGUACCAUACUGGGGUUUUAUAUUACCUAUCUAUAUACAUAAAUCAAUUACAUAGAAGUAGUGAUAAAGUGAACUAUAAUAUUACAGUAUUAGUUAUUAUACCCACGCGGAGUUUACAUAGUAGACUAUUAGAAUUGAGUCAUAAAAUGAGGUUCCCCUCUUUUAUUAGUUAUUAUAUUUAUAUUGUUUGACGGUUUAUACAAACUCACUGCAGUUUAAGCAAUCGCCUAUAAAACAUGUAGGUACUAACAAUAUCACUCCAAACACAAACUUCGAUUUUUGAUACAGUCAUUUACUCAUAUACCCUUCAAAAUUGUUAUAAAACUAAACAAUAUGUUAAAAUAUAUAUACACUAUUUCGUUGGCUUGUAAUUAUCGUAUUUUUUUUUAACGUUAAUAUUUCAAUAUGACGUAGGUAGUACUAGAAUAUUAUUAUUAAAUAAAAUGCGAAAAAAAAUAUACGUAUUUCAAUUAUAAAUGUAUUUUCAAACAUUUAUUUUUAUCGGUUGAAUAUGUUAUAUUCAUAAAACCAUAUAAAGUUCUGCGUCUUAAAAUAAAUAUCGUGUUAUUAAAAUUGUAAUGCAAAAAAAAAAUGUAAUCAGAAACUUGUCCCUGUUAAGUUUAUAAAGUGAAAGUUGUAUAAAUACAUAUUUCUCACUCUAUUUAUAUCAAAUCCAAUUAAAUUUUACAAGAACAACAAUUAUUGUUCAGCUAAUUUUACACGUGUAUUUUAGAUUCUGAGUGGAGAGAAGAAACUUAUGGUUUCACAAAGAUGUUUAUAUUUUUUUUUAUAUCUGUGUGCAACUUUUCUACCAGAAGACUUGCUCAGAUUUUUAAGUGUAGCAUCUUUUCUGAAAGGAAAUUAGUGUGGAGAGGUACCUUGAAUAGGUCAUUUUUCGAUUUUCUCAAGAGUUUUCUCAUCAGGUUUGAAAAAUCGAAAAAAAAAACGGGAAAAUGUAUGAAAUAUAUUACUAAAGUAUUAAGAUUUUUUUCCCAAUGCACAACUUUUCAACCAACAAUUUUUCUCCAUUUAUAAUGAUAGCAACGUUUCUAAAAGAAAAUGUCACUAGGAAGGUACUUUGAGGAGGUCAUUUUUCGAGUUUCUCAAGAUUUUUCUAGGUAAAUGUGAAAACCUAGGAUAAAACAUUGGAAAACCAAAAAAACGUUGGAAAAAUAGGAAAAUUAGUACAACAUCAAUCAAAUAUUAUUACAGAGAAUAUAGAAAGUCUAUUUAAUUAUUUUAUUAUAAUAUGACAUAUAUUAUUGGCAAAGCAUCUCUAUCAACAGAACUCCGCUCAGAAUCGUUUUUUUUUUGUAACCAAUGGUUUAUCGUUGCUCACAGGUAUAUAUUAAAUUACCUAUAAGAGCAGCUGCACCCAACCCCAUUAUCGUAAGAUGUUAUUUUAUAUAUUCAAUACGUUUUAAAAUUGCGUUCACGUAUAUUUAAAGUAAAUUUUAAACGAUUUAAUACAGUAUUAAUAUACUGUAUUUAGUUAGUAUACAAUAACAAUAUUCACGAACCUGUUUAUGAGAGCUUAUUAUAUUUUCAAAGAAAUAAACAAGAAUUAUAAUAAAAUUAUACAAGCUCUACAAUUACAUCCAUUUAUUAAACUAUACGAGUAAGAUUGUCCACUAAGGCUUCUAGUAAAUUUCAAAACUUCCUCUUUAUACAAACUAACAAAACUAAUAUAAACUAAUAUAAAUAUAUAAAAAUCAACUUCAAUAUAAAUAACAUACAUUCUAUAAAAAAUAUAUAAAAUUUAAUUAAUAAUAUUUAAAAAAAAGUACUGAUACUGGGGAUGGUAGCGACCACUGUUGUAGAUGAAAUGUUGGGAAGGUAGGAUGCAUAAAGUUAUUUCAUUUAUAACUGUAAGCAACGAUAAACCAUUGCUUGACGAAAGACGAUUCCGAGCGCAGUUCGGUAAUACCUAAUUUGAAGUGCCGUAAUUUUUUUUUAGAUUUUCGUUUAAAUUUGAUUUCAAAAUACUUAUUAAAAAAAAAAAAAAUCGUCCGAUGAUUUUGAAAGUUUUUCCACGUCUAGAUAAGUCCAAUUUAAGUAUUAUUACCAAGUUUAAAGUAUCUACGUGUAUUUAUUAAUACAAUUAAAUUACAUCAAAAAAACCCCUAAAAAUUAAAAUUUCUUAAAAGCUCAAAAGUUUUGGCAAUGAUACCAUAAGAAAGUAAAUCAAAAAAGUAACAACAAAGGUAUUUUGUGAUUUUUUGAUCAAAUCAUUUUUUCUGAUGGAAAACGUCGUCUGUGAUUUUAUAAAAUAAUGAAAUCGUUAAAUUGUAUGUUUUUCUUCUUUUUUAUUUACUUAAGCUCUUUUAUUUGAAAAAUGACCUCUUUAAAAUACAAUCUAGACAAUUUGAGCUUUCAGAAAAGUUCCUACACGUAAAAAUCGGAAUAAGCAAGUUUAAUAAGAAAAAACGUUUUCACAGACUAGAACAAAGAAAGAGAAAAAAAAAAUAGACAUCUUAGUAAAACCAAUAGCUCCCUCGCUACGUUUGGAAACUAAAAUUAUUGUAUACCACAAGGCUGUAAAGUGAUUUCAUUAGAUAUCAAAAACAUAUACAUUUCUAUUCUCAAAUUAGAAACAAUACCAAUUUUAAAAGAUAAUUUAACUUCACUAAAAAAAAAUAAACAUUAAAGAAAUCAACGAAACUAUAACAAUUGUUGUAACUAUCGUUAACCAAAAUUAUUUUAGUUAUAAUAAUAGAGUUUACUCACAAUCAGAAGGCUCAAUAGUUAUGAGCAGUUCAUUAAGUGUUCUUCUCUUCAGAAAUAUACAUACGAAACUAUAAAAAUAAACACUUUAUAAAAAAUCCCAAUAUUAAACAAUAUCAUAGAUAUUUAGAUGAUACUUUUAUUAUAUUUAAAGGCACACCUAGACAAGCACAAAAUAUGGUUGAUAAAUUAAAUAAAAUUAACAAACAUAUACAAUUCACUAUUGAAAUACAAAUAAUAAUCAAUUAAACUUUUUGGCCUAAACAUUAAAAUUAUGAGUAAUAAAUUUUAAUUUAAUAUUUAUAUAAAACCUACACAAACGAAUGCUAUAAUAACUAAUGAUUCCAACUAUCCCUACAUACAACUAUUAGCAUAUUUUAGACCAAUGUUGCAUUAUAUAAUAUUUAUUACUAUUUAUCAAGUACAAUAACUGUUCACUGUUUAUUUUUGUUUUCAAAUUUUUAUGUAACAUUACAAUUUAAUAUGAACGUAAUACAAUGCAAUCAGUAACUUGAUGAUGGUAUUAUACCGAAACUAAGUAGUUACGGAAGUAUAAAACUUAUAUAACACUUUAAGACUUGUUUUUUUAAACAAUUAAUUCCAAAAAUUAUAAAAGUGAAAAUUAUCUCAAACCUACGAUAUAAUAUUGUUAUAAAUUAUAAUAUAUUAUGAUAAUUAGAAAUAAGAUUAGAUUUUUAACCGUAUACCUACUGUUUCUUUUUAAAGUUUCCAUAUUUUAAUACUUUACAUGAGGAGCUAGAAAAAUGUAUGCCGAACCGAAUCUCGGGGUGCUCUAAUUUUCCUCCCCCUCUCCUCACAUCAGCUUGCCUUAUACGAUUUUUUCAAGUAGCUUAAGUCACUAUUAAAAAAUGAGUGCCUACUAUUAAACUGAUUAAAAUUUUGCAUUUUUGUAACUCAUUCACUCAUUAUCGAAAUUGUAAUAAUCCACUUUCCGUAUAGGUAGAUACUUGAAAUUUGGCACAGAAGUAGGUGUAAGUAAUGAGAAAAAUCUGAAAAUUGCAAUUUUCUAAACAUUAGUUUCACAUUGUGGAGGGUAGGGGUAAGUAGAACGUCUAUUAUAAUUUUCACAUAAUAAGCAUAUUUUACAUAAAUUUACAUAUUUAUAAGGGUGUAGAAUCUAAAUAUUUAUUGCUUUUCAAACUAGCUCUUAGUUAAGAAUAUGAGAGGGUAUUAGAAAACAAAUUGUAUUUUUCUUAUAUUAAUUACAAAAUUACAAAUUGACAGGUAACAAGUAUAGCAUAUAAUCAUAGAAUAUUUAUAAGAAAUAAUUACCUUAGUUUUCGAAAUCCAUUUAAUAAUAAUAUAAGAAGAAAAUCCAGCUUGAAGUUUUGGUUACCUUGGAAAACACUUAAUUUCGGAAACAAUCUCGACGUUCAUCCGGCAAGUUUUUAAAGGCAGUAAAAAAAAAUUACAAUUUACUGCAGAAAGUGGUCUUUAGUGGUUAUGUUGUUCCGACGAAAUCUGUUGACAGAAAAGUGUUAUUUGAUUUAAAAAAAAUAAUAAUAAUGAAAUAAAACAGUAUAAUAGGUAAUUCGUGUCCUUAUAAACCGAAAACAUUGGUUCAUCCAAAAUUAAGUGAAACAUUUUUUAAUUUUUGUUAUUUUACAGACGCAGUAUAUAGAUACUAUAUAUUAUAUUAUAUAAAAUAUUAUAAAGGUUUAUUUAUUUUCGUGUCCGGGGUUAAACCGUAAUAUUAAUUUAGUUAUAAAUAUUUAUGGUAAGUAAGCCGGCUUUUUAUAAUACGUACCAAUAUCGUGUACAUGAAAACGUAAGUCGUAAUACUUUCCGUAUUAUAAGAAAAAAAAAAAACGAAAACAGAAAAUAUUAUAAAUCUUGAGUGAGUACUUGAUAUCUUACGAAGGACUGAUGAUUGCAAUAACUUUUGUUGUGUUUAAUAUUUUAAGUACCUACGUUUUUCUUAUAAUAAUUAAGAAAGCUUGCGCUAUGAUUUCACUGUUUUAUACUUGUUUUAAAACUAAUAAUAAAAAAUUGUUUUUACAAAAUCUAAGAUAGCCAUUUUAUAAAUAUAUUUUGAAAUAAAAUAUUUACUAUAAUGACGAAUCGUUUAGUUUCUACGUUUUUUUUGAAGUUUAAACAAAUUAUUAACACAAUCAUUUUUCAUGGCAAUAUUUGAUAUUAUUUAGUACCUAGUGGCAAUGAACAAUAUAAAUUAUCGUAUACUUCAAAAAUCGAUUUUUAAAAAUUUAAAAAAAUAUAUAAAACAGAAGUUCAUAGUGUAAUGCUUCAGUAAUUUUUAUAAUAUGCAUUUAUUUUUUAAAAUACCGAAAAUAACAAAAUUUAUUGAAUUUGUUAGAAUUCUGUGAGUCACUGUACACAAAAUGUAUACUGCUGUUGGCAGUGUAGGACAAAUUUAAUAACCCAAUGGUAUAGUGUCAUAUUUUUCACCAAAAAAUCUCCGUUAAUUGUUCACAUGCUCAUCAUAAUAUUACUGUCAAAAUAUUGUCAAAACCCACAAAAAUUAGUGAAGUUUUGGAAAUUUUAAUAAAUGUCUCAAAUAAAAUACCUACCGGCCGGUAGUUCCAAAUUUUUUAUAGUACCUAUUGCAUUUCACUAAAAAAGAGUUUUUUAAAGUGUUUGCAGUAAACAUACAAAUCCACGAUCUCCCGUGCAUACAAUAUUAUAUAUGUAUACGUAAUGCAAACCAAGAUAUUAUUAAUUUGCAUUAUCGGCAAAUGAAAUUUUAUCAAGUUACACGCAAAAUUCCACAAUAUUACAAUAUUAAAUAAUACGGAUAGGUACAUAGGUUUACGUAUCCGUUAUUAUACCGUACGUUUAGUUGUAAAUGUUUUAUUAAUUGCCUGAAGGAAUACUGUAAAAUGAAAACUUAAAAUUUAAUUUGCGUAAUACUACCGAUAUAAUUUUAUGUAUAAUAUCGUAUACGGUGUCCCACUAGGAUUUAUCGACUACGUGACCGCCAAGGGGGAGGGGUAAAUAUUUAUCGUCGUACUUGCUGAACUACAUAUACGAAUACUUAUUUUGAACUUUAAACCGUUCAUGAAUUCGAAAUUUUCAAUUAACACUUUAGAGUUUAGUGAUAAAUUAUAAUGCUCGUAUCAAAAUUAUAAAAUACAUAUUAUAAUAAUAUAUUCACUUACGUUCUUUUACCUACGUAUGUAUUACCUAUACGGAUAUAUCUUAUAAAAAUAGAUACUACAAAAUAUUAUUUCUAGUCCAUAAAUAUAUGGAAUAAAACAUUCGAAUUCGAAUUUGAAAUGUAAUACAUUCGGGUAUUGUUUUCAAUCGAUACGAUCCGGAUUCCGGACGCUAAACUGCGAGUAUUAUUUUCGUCGCGUAGUAAGUAAAAUUAUUAUUAUUAUGUAGCGAUGGUUUUUCCUUAUUUAAGAUUUUCGGUGUUUUUUUUAUCUUUAUUUCUGUAGGAUUUUCAGCGCUUUUUUUUAUUGUUCAAUAUAAGGUUACCACAUCCGAACUCUAUACCGCGUAGUAGGUAUACACGUCAUAUAUUUUUUUUUUCUUCCCGUCCUGGAAUGUUUAUCUAGGUAUUUACGGUUCACUAUUCGCGAUCUUCUCUGCGUUCCACUCGCCUUUACCCCAAAGCUUUUUGCGGCGGUUGGCCAUCAUUGCUGCAGUUUAUAUAAUAAUACGGUAACUAACAAUAUACCUAGGUAUAUAAACCUCCACUACUGCCCGUCGUCGUAUCGUCUCACCCUGUAUACGGCACCGACCAUUACCUAUACACUGCUCUCGCGAUUCCGACGAUCCAUCUCUUCUUUGGCCUUUCUCCGCCUAUAUACUCGUGUAUAUACCAGGUAUAGGGUGUCAGUUAUCUAUUUCCGUCUAUAAGUUCGCGUGUCUCACAACGCGCGCCGUCUGUUUCUCAAUGCUUCUCCGGCCUGUGACACGUCCCCCUCCCCUUCCUCCAAACCUCCCAUCAAUCUAUUUGACAGAAUUUUGACGCCUCGUUAAAUAACAAUAAUAAUAAUAAUAAUUUGGUACCUAUUGUGAUAUAUUAUAGGUACCUGUACAGAACGGAAAUCGUAUUGCCCAUUAUAAUAAUAAUCAUACUAAUAAUAUAAGGCUUAAUCUACUCGUCAAAAUCUAUUAAUAUUAUUAUAUUAGUAUAAUAUAUAUAGUAAUAGUAUAUUAUUAUUAUUUUGUUUGGCUAGCUGCGAAAAAAAAAAGAAAAAAAACGUACUUACCUAGGUACGUUAUAAUUUCAUUUACUUGGAAAUAGAUUUACACCCACACGUAUGAAAUAUUGUAUUAUGAUAAUAACCUAUACAUAUAUAUAAAUAAAGGAAAAAAAAACAGUAUUUAAAAAAAGUCAAUUAGUUUAAGUACCUAUAUAUUUCGAAGAAUAUUAUUAUAUAAUAACUAUAUGCGUAUAUAAUUGUUUAAUAUACUUGUCAGGGGAUAAAACAAAACAUAUAUAUAUAUAUAUACAGUACAAAGUGCGACUAAAGUUAAAUAUGUAAAUAUAAAUAAUAUUAAAAACUUUAACUUGUUUAAAAAUAGCAUUUCGGUAAUCAAAAUCUCACUAAUUAUAGGCCUCUUUUGGUUCUAUUUGCGUUAUUACCGUUAUGGUGUAAUUGGCAAGCCAUAUACGAGCAUUUUUUUUUUUUUUUUUAUAUAUAUAUAGGCGCCUAACAAUAAUAAUUCAAUACACUCAAAAAGUCGUUCUGACCUAAUUUACAUCGACGGUAGAGAUAUUUUUUAUUAUUGUUAUUUUUUUUUUUUCGAAAUUAUUAGAACUCGAGGUCACACUAUAAACCAACCGAUAUCCAAGGCAAUUUUGACGAAAUACCCAUUUGAAAAAAUAAAACCAACAUUUAUAUCUACUCGAAAACUAUAUUCGAAUUAACAUUUUCGCAUACAAAUUCACAAUCGGUCCCCGAUCCUAUUAUCAUCGUCGCAGUAUAUAUUUUCAACGUUAUAUACUGCGAAAAAAAAAAAAAAUGAAAAUCUGGUUACCGUCCAAAGCGAUUUCAGUAUGUUUCGAAUAUUAUAUAGAAAUAAUAGUAUAAAGUAAUAAAUAACGGAAUAUAAUAAUAACAAAAUAUAAUUACAUUAUUAUAAUGUUUUGAACAAUUAUUAAUAUUAUUCGUAUUUGUAUGUAUUUAAAAAUAAUAUUGAAAACACGACCGACCUAUUACGUGUAUUACUAUUGUAUACGAGCACAUAAAUAAUAUAUUUUAAAAUCGCGGAAAAAUGAAAUAAAAAAUCCCGAGAAUAUAAUUAUUUUUUGAUUAUGUGGGUAGAUCUAUAUCAAAAUAACCGGAAUCUAAACGAUAAUGGAAUGAAUAAUGUAUUAUUUUGCGUUCCAAAUAUAUCACGCUAAUGAAAUAUGUAUUUAAAAUAUAUACAUUUUAGAUUCCAAACGUAGCGAGGGAGCUAUUGGUAUUACAAUGCUGUCUAUUUUUUUUCUUCUUGUUUUUCUUGUUUGCCUUUGUUCUAGUCUGUGGAUACGUUUUUACUAGUAAAUUUAUUCCGAUUUUUACGUGUAGCAACUUUUAUGAAAGCUCGAAUUGUCUAGAUUGUACUUUAAAGAGGUCAUUUUUUAAAUAAAGAGCUUAAGUGGAUAAACAAGUAGGAAAACGUACAAUUUAACGAUUUCAUUAUUUUAUAAAAACGCAGACGACGUUUUCCAUCAGAAAAAAAUGAUUUGAUCGAAAAACCACAAGAUACCUUUGUUGUUGCCUUUUUGAUUUACUUUCUUCGAUAUCAUUGUCAAAACUUUUGAGCUUUUAAGGAAUUUUAAUUUUUAGGUUUUUUUUUGCUGUAAUUCGGUUAUAAAUACACAAUGUGUAUUACACAUAGAGACUGGAAACUUGAUAAUAAUACUUGUACAUAACUUACCUAAACGCGGUAAAAUUUUCGAAAUCAUCGGACGAUUUUUUUUUUAAUAAGUGUUUUGAAAUCAAAUUUAAACGAAAAUCUCGCUUAUUAGUUAAUACAUUUAAUAAAAUAAUAAUUUUUAUUUUUUGAACUCGAUAAUAUACUGAAGUAAAAUAUUAAUAGUACAAUAUCGGACCAGGUUCUUGCAUUCAGGGAAGGAAUAUUUGCCCUAGCCGCUUGAGAUAGGGUUCGAAAAAAUUCUGAGUCGUCACAAUACACAUAUAUUUCAAAAUGAUUUGAUAUUGCUGCAGACGGGAUACCGCCUUCGUAAGAUAGGUGGGACAAAUUAGGUAUAAAUGUUACUCAAUUUAUAUCUGUGAGCAACGAUAAACCAUUGCUGACGAAAUACGAUUCUGAACGCGGUUCAGAUCAGUGGCGUGUAUAAAGGAUGGGCACAGUAUCCCUCACGUGAAAAGCACGAAAAAAUGUUUAAAUAUUGUAUUUUGCCGAAUAUUGUAUAUAUUUUAGGAUUGAGACUACCUUGUUGAGAUAUACUAUAUACCUACCUAAGACCUAACAUUACAUUUUAUUGAUAAUUAAAUAACUCUAUGGAUAACAGUUUUUAAAACUAUUAAUAGACACUUAAUAUUUGAGUCGUCUAUUGCAAGUUUUUGUGUUUAUUAAAGUACCUAGUAAGAUGUUUUAUUUAAUUUUUAAUAUGUUCAAUUUUUAAUCUAAAAUGCCCAAAUCUAGUUGGGCACUGUAUACAAUGCCCAGACAAUAUAAACUUAUUACAACUUUGCUCUCGAAAAUUGGACAUUGUACACAGUGCCCGAGCACUGUACACAAUGUCCGACUUCUUAUUUUGCCCGUAACAUGUACACAUUAUUAUGACGCCGUAUUUUAAAAUAUUAAUAUUAUUAUCUGUAUGAUAUAACAAUAAAAAAAGGUGAAGAAUUAUUAUAAUUUGUAUUUAUUUUAAUUGGAGGGAGGCUGUACACAAAUAUGGUUGACCCAGGGCAUGAACAGUGUAAAUACGGCCCUCUGUCGAACUUGCGCGUACCUACGCAUGCAUUAUGCAUACACGGAUUAAAAUCUUCGCGGGUAAACAGGUAGGUACCUAAUAACAUAAUGGUUGAGACGUUGCCCUACUUAAAUAACGAUGAAAUUUUAUACGUUUUCUGUUUGCACACAUGACGUACGUAUAAUAUACGCUGUGUACUUACGCGAUUAUCGCGACACCUAAACGCGUAUUUAAAUAACACGCAAACUCUCGAUAUUAUAAUACUAUAUACCUGCACAUGUUGUAAAUCAUACGAAUUGGAUACUGAUAUUUUCUUUUUUCGUUCGACACACAUUACAAUGAUAAUAAUAAUAUGUACAGGUACUCGACGUAGAUAAUUUUCAUUCGAUCGACGAAGUGCAUAUUAUCAAAGCGAAACGAUACACAAGGCUUACAAGAAAACGGAUUUAAAAACAUUCAACUACGUGAAGUGUGCAAUAAUAAUAACAAUAAUAAUAAAAGCAAUAAUAAUACGAAAAAUAUAGUGAUAGGUAACAGUCGUCAUUAUUUUUUUUUUGUCGAAUUUCACGUCGUCAUCAUUAUAAUAUCAUAACAUUAUAUUAUGUACUUAUAUAGGUAACGGGUUGCGUAUUGUCACAAAAUUAUUUAUCGAAAAUAUUCACUUUCGUGAACAUUUAUAAAUUUACCCGGGUCUUUAAAUCAAAUAAUACGUCUGCGUAUAAUUAUAAUACGUAAACGCGAAAUUUAUUCAACAACACGUUAACGUAAAUGACAGAACACGCAUACCGUGCGCAGUGUGAUGUUAGACAUUUUUUUUUUAUUCGUGAUCAUUAUGAAAAUGUAAAAAAAAAAAAAAAAAUAAUAAUAUUUAUUUUAAUUUACUAGAAUACGAGACGGUCAUCGCUAUCUCGAAUAUCAAGUGGCCUUUUUCACAAUGGAAAAAUAAAAAUCCCGUAACUUUUUUUUUUACGUAAAAAUUAAUAUUCAAUCAAACGAACGUGUCGUCGUGUUAUUUCCACGAAGUCGUGUGUUGUCGUUUGGUUUUCAAUGUACGCCGUUAAUUCGAAUUCGUUUCGACGUGAAACGAUUUCUCAACGCAAGGUUUUCACGUUCAAAAUUUGUUAAAAAAAAAAAAAAAAAAAAACAUUCGCCCGACUGUCUCGCCUACGAUUUAAGCUGAACUCGAGUGUAGACAUUUUAGAGUUUUCAUUAUCGCGUACGUCGGUCGGACGGGUUGAAGAAAAAUCGGACCAAAUAUGUCGUAUAUAUAUACAUAUAGGUACUAUACGUAUGGGUAUGCGAUACUGACACAGAGGGAAAGUAUCGGUAUCCAAUUCCCGUGUAUUUCGCGAAAUCGUACGUGCACUUUUGAUAUUAUUUGGAUUACGAAAACGCGAUAAAAACUCCGUUUAAAUAAACUAAGUACCAUAAUAUACGCCGUACCUACAAUACGGUCGAUUUAUUUGAACGCUGUCAGGCUUGAACGUUCGCGCAACUAGUGAGAGGCGUACGGGUUAUUAUAGUAUCCUUACAUUAUAAACUAUCUCUUCUUGGAAAUUAGAUAGUUGGGUAGGUCGUAUAACUACCCACGUAAAUUUCUCGUUUAAGCCCUCGGUUUCGACCGGGAUUUAGGUACUUUUAAUCGCCCUCGAUUCGCCCGAAAGUCUAUACCCAGCGAUGACAAUAUAUUAAUAUAACAUUAAGGUCGUGGAUCCAUCAGAAUAUAGCCCUUAUUUGGGUAGAGGGUGAGGAGGAAGGUUUUGUUAGGGCAAAUGUUUGUGUAGUCCAUUAAAGGACCGGGAAAUUUAUGCAACGACACUCUAAGGGAAAAUGUGCAUAAUAAUAUUGUAAUUAGGGUUUUUGGUUUUUUUGUUUUAGGUUUUAUAGAUAUAAAUAUAUUGUAUUAUUAUUUUUAUAAGCUUGUUUCAAAUUAAAAUCUAUGUGAAACUUCGUUAAAAACACGAACAAUCGUAAUUUAUUCGUAUAAUUACGAAUUGAUACAUUUUCCAAUUAUAAUUUAUCAAAAAUGCGAUGAACCAAACUUCGUUCAGAAUAAUUUUUAAUUGGCUACGACGUUUUAUUAUUGCCUAAGGAUAUAAAUUAAAUCACUCGUUAUAAUAUCAUAUAGGUUCUCAGCUUUCUUUCUACAUACGACAGUGAUCUACCUAAAUGGUACGAAGUAUGUCGAUAGUUUUGUGUGCAUUUAAAUACAAUGUUAUACAAUUUCGUGAUAAAAACAAAAUGGGUCCAAUGAAAAUAACAUUAGUGAGGUUAGUAUUUAUAGACAGAUAACGAGACAGUAGAAUCUCUAUUGACCAAAAUAUUUCAAAACAAAAUAUAAUUAUAUCUUAUUUUAUGGAAUCAAUUUCCGGGCGGUGGCUAAAAUAUUUGCUGAAUCUCUUUCCACAUAUUACUAUAUAAUAUCGUAACGUUUUCAAAUUAUAAAUACUAUUUUUAUGAUAAGGCAAUUAAUUUUACCACAUUAACGGUCAAAUGGUUUUUGUCAUUAGGGUGAGAGGGUGAGGAGGGACUGAUUUUUUUUUUAACAAUUAUUAUUAUCAACAAUUUUGUUAUUAUAGAUUACAAAGUAAUAAGCAUACGUCUUAUAAAAUAUAUUAUCUAUUACAAAUAUCGAAGGGAAAAAUGUUUGACCGCUCAUAUUUUAUCAUAAAGUAUUUAAUAUUACAUAGUUGAUAAACAUUCAGAUAUAGAUAUUUUGUCAUUAUUAGUAUUGUAGGUAUAUAAUAUAAUAUAAGCGUUAGGAUGUUUUAGUUUUACAUCCUUGAAAUUAAAGUAAGUAAAUAACGGAUAAAGGAAAAAAAAUAUACUGAAUAUACGCUUAACAAUAAGUGCAUACUAUAAGUAGUAAAUUAAAAUUUAUUCCGUAUAGGUAUCAUAUUUGAAAAAAAAAUAGUUUUAUAUUACAUUUAUCUUAUUUCCUUCCGGGCUUUUAGUACAAUUACAACUUCGAUAUAACUUACCGUAAUACGGGCUACAGUCAUAACUGUACAAUAUCGUUGUCGUAACUUUCUUUUUAAUGAAAACUUUUGUUUAACCUUUUAUUGUUCCAUGUUAAUUUUAAAACUAUUAUUAUUAUUUUUUUUUUUAAAUGCCUGACGUAAAAAAAAAAAAGAAAAAAAAAAAGAAAAAGUUUAUAAUCAAUUAUGAAACGACAAAGAGUAGGCUAGUAUAAGUAAAGAGCCGAUAAAGAGCCGGUCAAUUGGAUUAAAAUAUAUACUUUGAGACAAAAAGCCGUUUUUUUUCUCUUCAGCAUUGCACUAAUUUCAUGUUUGAUAUAGCUGUGCACUGGUACUUAAAAUCUGUAAAUUAAUUAUCAUUGCGCUUGAUAAAAAAUAUUUAUUAUACCUGAUGUUAUAUGAAUACGAAUACGAGGUGUGGCUAUUAAACAACGAGACUGGUUACGAAAAAGUGUUUUAUUAUAAAAAUUAUUCUACAUUCAAAUGCUCCCCUUCAAUAUACUCCUCUCCCCUCGCCACACACCUUUCCAUACGUUUUUUCCAUUGAUCAAAGCAGUGCUGGAAGUCUUCUUUGGUGAGGGCCUUUAGGAGCUCUGCCGUUUUUUGCUUUACCGCUUCCAUCGACUCAAAUCGGGUCCCUUUCAAAGCAGAUUUUAUCUUUGGAAACAAAAAAAAGUCGCACGGUGCCAAAUUUGGUGAGUACGGUGCGUGUUCGAGCACUGGAGUGCGCUUACCGGCCAAAUACUGCUUCACAGAUAGCGCGUUAUGGGCAGGUGCGUUAUGGGCAGGUGCGUUGUCCUGGUGCAAAAUCCACGAGUUGUUCUUCCACAACUCGGGCCGUUUCUUACGAACUCUUUCUCGCAGUGUUGCCAAAACUGAUAAAUAGUAAAUCUGGUUGACAGUCUGACCCUCUGGAACCCAUUCAGUCAUCACGAUACCGUUAAUGUCAAAAAAAACGAUCAACAUUGCCUUAAAUUUGGAUUUGGACAUCCUUGCUUUUUUGAUUCUGGGCGAUUCAGGUGUCUUCCAAUGCAUCGAUUGUCGCUUUGUUUCAACAUCGUAUUGAAAAAUCCAUAUUUCGUCGCAAGUUAUAAUGUUUUUCAUCAGUCCGGGAUCUUCUUUUAACUUUUCAAGGAAUCUGAGCAGACCUGUUGACGCAAGAACUUUUGGUCAGGAGUCAGGUUUUUUGGCACCAACUUCGCACAGACUUUUGUCAUAUGUAAUUCCUCAUGUAAAAUUUUUCUAACCGUUUCUUUAUCGGCGUUUACAGCCUCGGCAAUCAUCCGGAUGCUCAUUUGACGAUCUGCACGCACAAUUUGGUUGAUUUUGGUCACUGUUUCCGGAGUUGAAACAGUGACAGGGCGACUUAGGCGCUGGUCAUCAUUCAGUGCUCUUUCGGCCCUCACUGAAGCGCAUAUACCACUCAAAAAUACGUGCACGAGAUAGAGAAUUGCCUCCAUAGGCCUCUUGCAACAAUUUAUAGCACUCGGUCGGAGUUUUUUUCAAUUUAACGAGAAAUUUGAGAUUGAUACGUUGCUCCUGUUUUUUGUCACACAUGGUUUUCGGCACGAGAAAAAAACACGUUCGUUUCAAACCACUACUGCACAAAUACUAUAAUAGUGACGAAAACGUGUUUUGGUACGUGUAGAGAUAAGAUAUCUAGAUACCCAACGCAUUACUCGUUUUUUUCACUACCCAUCUAAGGCGCCCUCUAGGCAAGCAGUCUCGUUAUUUAAUAGCCACACCUCGUAUACUUAAUAUUUUUUUUUUUUGUUACCAACAAUCCGUGUAGGUAUUAUUAUAGCCGUCCAUCACACAUUUUCGAUUCUUAUUUCCUUAUUUCUUUACUCACUGCAAAUUUUUUUAAGAUCCCGACAGCGAAGAUUGCAGAAAAAAAAAAAACGUCAAUGAAUACUAAAUAUACAAAACAUAUUAGUAUUUGUAAACCAGGAAACAGUAAUUGGACGUAGAUAGGAUAUCAAAAACAAAAUGUAAUUGUUAUUGCCGGUAUUUAUUUCCAGUUAAACGUUUUAUUUUCGUUGAAACCAGUAACGUUAAAACGUCUCGGAGGGUAUUCAAAAGGGACCACGUGUCCAACACCGUUAGGGUGUUGCAACUAAAUCGAUGCGAAUGGCAACCCUGAAACGUUUAUUUAUAUAACAGCUAAAUAUAAUACUGCAGUACGUGUACGUGUACAAAACUGAAUUUUGAUAGUUUUCAAUAUAAAAUAAUGAGGUAAUGAGUUUUGAAACCUGUAAAAUAAUCAAUAUAUAUAUAGAAAUAAGCAUUUAGUAGAAUUGCAAUGAUACUUGCACGUAAACUAAUAUUAUAAUAUUGGAAUAGUUUGAUAUUUAUUUUUUUAUGAAUGCGUAAUUCUUUUAUAUAAUUAUAAUAACAAAAAUUAAAAAUUAAGCAAUUUAAUAAUAUACAUUAUACAUAUAUUUCCGUGUGACCUUGUGGCUCUCAUUGAAAAUAUUAAGCCGGGGCUUGGUCUUCAAAGGUUUUAUUGAUGAAAAAUAUCUUUUAUACUGACGGUUAUGUAAAAUAUUUAUUCUUAACGCUAAAAUGGCGAAAUUUUCCACCAUAAAUGAAAAAUGCUGAUACAAAUAUUAUUGCUGUUAAAUAAAAUAAACUAUCAAGUUGUAUAAUAAUCCUACGUGUUAUGAUAUGAUAAACACUGUUUGUUUAGCAUCUGCAAUCUCGUAUAAUUUAUUCGUAACGUGGUUACCAGAUAUCUAAUGUUUCAAAUGAUUCAUACUAUACCAAUGAUACACAGAAUGCAUAUCGGUGAAUGUUUAUAAAUUAUAGUUUCUUAUAAUAAACUUUAUUUGUGUUCACCUAGAAAUUAAAUUGUUAUCGAAUGUCAAAACUUAUUUAAAAUAAGAAGUGCUGUUUUUUUAAUUUUAUGUUUUGGAAAAUUCUUUAAAAUUAAAUGAGCUUAAAGUUCAAAAGCAAUAAGUUCAGUCCUCGAAAACAUUUUAAAAACUUGGCGUCUAUUUGUAGAUACGUUUAUGUUUUUAUAGUUGCGCAAUACUUUUGAUAUUAGAUUCUGAGCGAAAUGAGAAAUAUAUUAAUUUUACUAUGUGUGUUUAUUUGUUGUGUUUGUAAAUAACUUUUCUACCAAAAAUCUUGCUCCAAUGAAAAACUUUAUAGAAACACUUUUUAAUAAUUUUUGAUCCAUAGUUGAUUCAUUGGGGAUAUUAUUUAUUGAUUUUCUUUGUAAUGCUUUUAGUAAAUCGGAAAAACUAUACAUUUUUGUUGAUUUUCGGUGGUUAAUCUUGGCCACCAGCGAAAUAUGUGACCAAUAAUACUCUACUCAGAAUUGUUUUUCGUUAACAAUGGUUUAUGAUUCCGUACAGACAUAAACUUAAUUAAUUUUUAUAUCUUCUCUUAAUAUCUUCCAUAUUCCUCCUAAAACAGUGGCACCCCCUUUCAGUGGUAUCAGCCUAUUUUUUUGUAUUUAUUGUAUGCGUAGAGUUGAGUCCUCACCUAUGAAAAGUAUCUAUGGUCACUAUGGUCACUAAUUUUGAUUGUAUAAGUAAAUAGUGUAAUUUUACUGUUUGAUAAGAUUUAUUCUGGUUAUUGUUGUAUCCAUCUCAUACACCUUAUCAUCUACAUUAAUUAAUUUAUCGGGUAAUAUAAGUUAUUAAAAAAUAUUAUACAUAACGCGUAGGAUAGGUAUAGAACACGAAAAUGUAAUUUAAAAAUAUGAAUACAAAUUUUUUAUUCCACUAUAUUCUUAAGACUUUGAUAAUUUAUACAUUGGUCAACUUAUAAUGUAUUUAUGGUUUAGUAUUGAAUUUUUUCGGGAUAAAUUUUUUUAUUUUAUGCGAAUAGUAUUAUUUUUUUUUCAUUGAAAUACGUAAUUGAUUUGUAUGAAAUAGUCUGCCAUUGCACUUGUACGCUACUUUAGGAACUGUUAUAAAUAUGAAGUUUGAGUAUUUAAGUUCCAAUAUCAUUACAUUCCUUAUAUCUAGGUAGCUAUAAUAAAUCCAUCUAUGUGAAUUGAACGGUAUAGUAACUAGUAAGGUUUUUGCUUUAUACGCUAUGACGCUUUGACGUGAGUCAUUCGUAUAAUAAUUAAAAUAAUAUAUCCAUGGUAUAGGUGCAUAAUACUGAGAUUUAAAUUACUAAUAAUAUCACUUAACUGGAUAAAUUAUCUGCACGUAAUAAUACAUGAAACGAAAUCACCCAUGUGUACCAAUCUAUAAUAAAAAAUUAAAACAAAAUUAUAAAUAUGCAUAGCAUUUAUGCAUAGCAUUUAUGCAUAAACUACAAGUAAUACAACGUACAUAUUCAUAAGCUAAUAUAUUACACGUAGUUAGUAAAAUAUACAUGGAGGCAUUUUGAACGGGAUGUUUUGAGUAUUACAUGACAAUUCAUACAACCGUCACGUUUAUUAUCUCAUACAAGGGAGGGCAGAACGACCGCAUAUUUUUUGUUAUAUUCUGAGCAUAGUGUUAAAGAAUGUACAUAUCGGUUUUAUUAUGAUUAUGUGUUUUUAGAUCAACUAUAUAUUAUCUUCUCUUGUUGAGUAAAACAUUUCCACCAGUAAUUUUGCUUCUAUAGGACAUUUUAUGAAGAAACUUUCAUGGAGUAUUUUGAAUCUAGUCAGUACAUUAGGAAAGUAAUAUUAAGAUUUUCCUAUUAAUCUCUUUAAUAAUUGGGGGGGGGGGAACCGGGAAAUUGUAUGUUAAAAUGGUUUUGGUUAUUUUAAAAUUUAGUUUUUUACUGUUAUUCAGUUAAAAAUAUUAAUAGAAACCUGAAAUUUUCACUGAAUCCUUAUAAUUGACAUUUUAAAGAAGUGAUACAAUUUUUCUCAUUUUAAAUGUUUGAGUUUUAAUAGGUUUUCCGUGCAUACAAUUUUUUUUGCGUUCUAAAAAUGCUUGACUAUUUGAUACAAAAUUACAUAUUUUGAUAAACAUUUAUGUGAAUAUUUGUUUAAUUCAAAUAUUCGAGAAAAAGACACGGACAAUUUUUAUUUUAUUUAUUUUGUCGUUGUAAAUUAAUACAAUUUAUUAAGUUUAUCGGAAAACGUUUAACCCAACUUAGCUUAGAAUUGUUUUUCGUUAACAAUGAUUUAUUGAGGUGUACAGAUAUUAGAUAAGAACAUUAUCAGGGUUUCAUUACAGAAAUAUUGUUAUAAUAUUCAUCCACCUAUUACAUAUUGUUGAAAAUAAUAUACCUAAUCAAACAUUAUACACGCGGCAUUAGAGCAAAAUAAAUUGAUAGCAAAUUAUUUGCAUAGAGAUCUUAACAGAAAAUGUUAGUGGAGAAGAGAAUGUAACAUAAGCUAGUGGUAUAUCUAGGAUUUUCACACACCGGGGUAAAAAAAAAAAAAUGCAUGCCCCCCCCUAUCUAAAUGGAUAUAUCUAAACUUCAAAUAUUUUCUUUGUCUUUCUUACCUAAGAUAACCUUUUUUUCUAUUUCCUCUGAAAAUGUCCAUUUUUAAUCAUUAAAAGUUUAUCUCAUUUUAAAUUUUGCCGUCCGGGAAAAUCGUCCCUUUCACUUCUCUCCACCCUUAAUAUGACAUUUAACAGGUCUAUUUUUGAUGCAAAUAUUAAUUUGUUUUUAUUUUGAGUUACUAAGAUCAGGAUGCUUGAUCUCAUAAUAAUGUUUGGAAAUCUACAUUUUACCAGCUCGGUUAUAGUAUAGCACAAUCUAAAUUAUCAUUAAUUAGUUUAUGGAUAAAUACCACAUCAUCAUAAGAGAGCCCCUCGAGAUUAUAAACCAAAUUUUCCCGAGAUGAAAUCUGGUCGGCUAGUCUGUUAUUAUAUGUAAACUAAAUGCUAUAAAACAUCAAAUUUGACUUUGCAUUUUGUCCACUAACAGGUUUAUCAAACCUACUUAAUUAGGAUUCUAAAUUAUGGAAAUAUACGAGUAUAAUAUAAACUCGCGUUGGAAUACAAGUAAUGAAAUAAUUAAAGAUAAUGCGAUUUUCGAUAGCACUGUGUUUUUAACCACCAUAAUUGUUAUUAAUUUUCAUAAGUUUGUUGGUUCUAUAAAUGAGAAAUUGCGGUUUUUGUUUUCUUCUUUAAUAUUCAACUCGUUUUCAUACCCAAAUAAUACACUGUAUUGUAUUAAUUCACAAAUCCUCGUGACAAUUUCAAAAAUCAUGAAAUAUCACCCCUUUAAAGUAUAAACUUACCCUGUGUAUCAUUCUAACGUCACUAACCACCCUUUCCCCUAAAUGUUUAUACUUUUUUACGUAAUGAAAGUAAAACCAUUUUAAAGAUUAAGUUCCUUUCUUCUGACGAAUUGUUAAUUUAGAACUGUACAGUUUGUUUAAAAAUCAAAGUUAGACAUUUAUGUUUGAAUGCGAAUUAUUCGGACGGAUUAAUUAGUAAGUUAUUUAAAUAUUCAAAGAAUGUAAUAGUAAUAUUAUAUUCUGAAAUAUUCCGAUUUUAAUUUAUGAAUAAUAUAUAAAUAAUAAUAAUCUGAAUAAUAAUGCUUAAAUUAUAAAUGUUGCAGUUUUGUUGUAUCUAUUUCUUUUUCUUUUAUUUAAAAACAAUUUAUUGACUUUAAUUGAAACUUGUGAAAUGUGUCAAAUGUCAAUUCAGUACGGGUAAAUAAUAAUUGGAAAUAGAUCUGUCCAAGACUAUAUUAAAGAUAUGAAAAAUAUUUUUAAAAAGACUAUACCUGUUGUGUUAUUAUGAAAUACGAGAACGUCUUGAAAAAUUCAAUAUCGUAAUAUUAUUGAUUAUUGAUUUUUCUAAAAAAAAAUUGUAUUAUUUUAUAAUAUGAAAUGUAGGAUAUUAAAUAACUUAACAAAAACAACUAUUAUCUUUUUUAUGAAGAAAAAAACUUCCGUUUUAAAAACAAAUAUUGUAUAUUACAUAACUAUUGAGAAAAUAAUUGUAAGAUUAUUGUCCCAAAGAACGAUAUAAGAGUACCUAUUUCAUGUAACAACCUAUGAAGAGCAUUACUUUAACAAAAAAAAAAAAAAUAAUAAUAAAAAUAAAAAUAAAUACGGUUACUCAGUGUUUUUGAUUCGUUCCGAUGACGUAUCGGUUGUCAGGUAAAAACGACAUGCACUGCGUGUGUUGUUUUUCGCAUUCUGUAAGUAUAGGAAAGUGUAAAAAAAAAAACCCUGAAUAAAAAUCGUAUUACAUAAGAUGGAUUAAAAAUAUAUUAUCGAUUUUCGUUUUUUUGAAAAUGAUUCGCGAUUGGUUACCCAACAUACACCUGCAGAUACGUACACAGUACACUAGGCUCGCACGACCGUGUCUCGAUCACUGCAGUACCGUUUCGCCGAAUUUAUUUUUCAAAUAUGCUAAUAAUAAUUAAAGUCAAACGUAUAAGAAAUUCUAUUGUUGAAAUUACAAUAUAUUUAUACGAAAUCGUUUUAUUUCUUCGAUUUUAACGGGACGAUGACUGUGAUUAUACGACGGCGAAUCUAAUCGGGAUGGGAACGCAAUUUGAAAUUACCUCGUGACGCGAGCUCCACGGUUUUCGAUGCGCUUCCUAUAUUUUAAUACCGUGUUGCCUAUUCUAAAAUAAUAGUUGUUACUAGUGCAUUCCCUAGAAGGAAUAUAGAAAUAUUAUGUUGUUCAAUCACAGCCAUAGUUAUUUUAAUAUGUAACUGCGCCGAUACCGAUGAAAUAAUGAUACAAUACUCACACGACACUCUAUUCUAGGGGCGGCCGGACUUUUUUUCGGUAGAGAUUUAUUUAGAAAACACUGAAAAUCGACUGUCGAAAAUAAAAAUGUAAACAACUAAUAGAGGUAUCAAUAAUAACCAUACGUGUACAAAUAACAAAACUAAAAUACAUAUAUUGUUAAAUGAUGUUCGUCAUCAUAUCUCUUUUAUUAAGACUAUAAUACUCGUAUAAAAUUAUCAGUCAAAUGUACCAGAAAUAAAAUUUCCGCAUUAUACGUGUAAACACCGUUGAACUGUAUUACUUGAUAAUCUGACAACAAAAUAAUAAUCUAUUAAGAUGUAGAAAUGUUCGGCAACUGUGAUUUAUCCAUACUAAUUAUAUAAAAACAAAUUCUAACAAAGGGAGAUCGACAUUGAGAUCGUCCGCGAUCUACCUGUCGAUCCUUUGUCGAUUCUUUGGCCACCCUUGCUCUAUUUAUUUCAUUUUGAAAUGGAACGGCUGCAAAAUGGUAAUUGAUCAUUUUUACAUUUAAAAUGGUUUACGAGAGUGAGAAUUUUGCACAGAGUUUUUACGAAAUUCUGUUGUAUUCUUAUUUUUACACGCACAAAUAAUUUUAAAUGUAACGUAACGCUAGACGCUAUAAACUUACAAACCACAGACGACCAAUAUAUUGUUCGGUAGGUAUUUUGAAUUCACGUUAAUUAUACCUAGACAUGCGACCUCGUGAUUCUUAAACGUAAUAAAACGGUCGUGGGAGUAAGAUUUAAAUUGAUUUUUUAGCCUAGGUCAAAGAAAUUAUGGUAAUUAUGUUUGAUAAACACCGUUUGUAAUUGUAGAUACGUGUUCUAGAAUUUAAAGACACCAUAAUGUACACAGGGUGACAUUAUCACGAUUCAAGGAUUAUUUGUACGGUAAUUGUUUGUGAUAAAUUUGAUUUUGGGUUUUAUCAGACAUUAUACGGAAUGUCAAUAAUUACGGUUUAAAAUAACGAUAUUAUAUUAUUUGAAAUGAUUUAAAAAUUGCACGCUAGUUCAUGAUAAAAAAAUUACAGCGGCUAUAAUAUUAUAAUGUAUUUGUCCGCAUAUUUUGUAUUUUUCAUUUCUGAUUUACACGCACAUAAUAUAUACGCAUAGCAUUGCAUAAUUUUACCUAAAUUUUUCGAUAAUUUUAAAUUUCUUAAAACCCGGUUCUAUAAAAAUCCAUCGAGUAUAGUUUCUUUUACUAUCACUGACGUUGCUAUUGUAACACAUGCUAUACGUUCAAUAACGAUAAUAAUAUAAUAUUUAUUAUAUUAUUAUGAUGGCGAACAGAGGCGUGGCAAAAAAUAUUUUUCUGGGUAGGCCAAAAAGAAUAAUAUAAAUGCAUGAACGGGAUUUAUAAAAAAAAAAAAAUGUUGAUUUUAAAAUUGUGUUGAUUUCGGAAAUCAAGCAAGUAGGUCUGGGCUUACCAGAUCCGCCCACUGUAGGCUACGCCACUGAUUUGGCAAAUCGUCAUAAGUUUGUUUAUAAAAUUGCGAUCGAUUAUAUUAUUAUAGGUAUAGGAACAGCGAUCAUAUAAUAAUACGUAUACCUUCGUAUAUUAAUGCAAAGACAAUAAUAAUUGGAUCAAAUUGUUUAUGAAUCAAACAUCAUGAUCGUAACAGACCCAAGGGAAAUUAUAAACAAACAUUAUUGUAUUCAUAUUUUCAUAUACAUUAAGGUAUAGGCCGUGGAAUGUAUAAUGUAUUAGACAAUGUUUACUAAUCAGCAAUCUGAUGCGAUGAUUAAUGUGUAGAUUUUUUUUUUUGUCAUAUUUGAACAUACCUUAGUUCUAAUUUUACAUUUAUAUUGUAUCAGAAAUGGCGAAUAUUUAAUGGUUAUAUUUUUAUUUAGUAACAGAUAAGUACAAUUUAUUUACAGACAAAGAUGAAUAGGUAAUCGCUCGAAAAUCAUCUACAUAUAGAUGAAUACAAAUGAAAAUAACAUAACAUAUUCGAACCAUCUCAUAGAAAAUAGAAUAGAUACCUAAGUAGAGUUUACUUAGAUAAAAAAAAAAAUAAUUUUGUUUUGUAUGUUUCGAUUAUCGAUUAUUGAGAACAUUAUAAUAAAUAGUUAGACAUCCAAAGUAAUCUUGGAAAGGAAAAUGGUGUAUAACCGAAAACUUCGAAGUAAAAUGAAUAUAGUUCUUUAAUAUUUUCACCCUAGGAGUGAAAUAAUUUAUUAUUAUUUUUUCUUUUAGGAAAGUAUCUAUAUUUUAUAUUCUGAGCGAAACGAGGAAUAUAUUGGUUUUACAAUGAUGUUUAUUUUUUAUGUACAGUGUACACAAUUUUGGACUUAUAACUUAUAUUUGAUUUUAAUAGACUUGGUAAAAUUUUCAAAAUAUUUUUGAGCUAUUUAUGAAAAUUUUAAUUUUGAGAAUUUUUUACAUAAUUUGUAUUCGGUAUAAGUAUUCUGUGGAUAAAAUUGUUAGGCUAAACAGAAAUGCUUGACAAUUUAACAGGAGUUUCAUUAUAAUUUGAAGUUAAUGGUGAACAAGAACAAGUUGAGUUUAAUGUAGUAUUAUUUUUUUUUCUAUAAGAAUUGUAGUAUAGAAUUUUGACGAAAAUCAUAAAUACUAUUAUUGUUUUUUAAAACAUGUUUAAAUAAACUUCACUCAGAAUCGUUUUUCGUUAGCAAUGAUUAAUUGUGGCAUACAUAUAUAGAUUAAUAUUCUUUAUAUCCUACCUCCCCAACUUCUCACCUACAACAGUAGCCCACCCGUCUUGCGAAGUACAUCCGUCUUUUUUUUCUAUGCAAUUACUAUUUACUAAAAAGAUAAUUAUUUUUGAUCUUCGACCACCCUCGAUUAUAUAUUAAAAAUGUUCGUUUAGAAAAUGUAAAAUAUAAUAGAAAUAUUUUCGUGAUAAAUUUAUACAAGUCUCAAUCUAAACGGUAAUCGUGUUUACAUAAACGUUAAUAAUUCUACGACUUAACAUAUAUUUCUGCAUUUUAUCAUUAAGGAUUAUCAUAAUCAUUAACAUUAUAUCAUCAUAUCAUUAACAUUAUAUUGAAUUUAAUUAUUUAUCUUAAAUUGCGUUUUUAACACGAAUUUAACUAAUAUUUUGAUUUACGUUAAGUUGUUACUGGCGAAAUCUUGGCAAAUUCUGAAAUUCCAUCCAGAUUUUUCUAGAUUUUACUAAGCAAUUUUUAAGAUUUUCCUUUCGCUGUAUUUAUAUUUUAAUUUGUCAAAAUAAUUCACCAGUGUCAAUUUGUCGCAUUUAAUAAUAUUUAGUUUUUUUCUUCCGGACUUUGCCAUUUUUUUCCAUUUAAAUCCUCUCCUUAAAUACUAGUUUCCGGUUCCUGUUAUAGCCUAUGGAUAAUAUUCUUAUCGCGAAUAAGACGUUUUUUUUUUCAUCUUGAAACACGAACUUUAUUACGUAUAUUGGGUAUUACAAUUUAAUUUAAAUUUCUGAUGCUAAGCAAAUUUUAUAAUCUCUAAACACUAUAAAAAUAUUAAGUCGCUAGAUCUGUCCAUCUGUGCAAUUAUAGUUCGCACACAGAACAUUGGUAUUUUUGUUAAUUUAUGGGUUACCCCGAUGAUACGGAUGAAAUAAAAUAGAAAAAUAAAUAAGUAGUAAGGGCUAUAAUAGUUGUCGCGAGGAUACUCAACUGGUUACUUAGUUCAUUGGAACUGUAUUUCAUUUGACUUGGGUAAUGUCGGAUGGGACAGUUAGUAAGCCUAGUGUAAUACAUAUGAUUUGGUUUAUGCAAAAAUGUCCUUAACGGUCCUUGACGCCAUUUUCGGCAAAAACAAGUCAACCACAGAUUUUUAAUUUUUUAUUGUUUCAACUAUAAUAUAUAGAAUUAAAAUCAAUUUAUGUUAUUGACACACAAGCUUUUCGUGGACUAAAUUAAAUUUAAGUGAUAAGGACUCUUUUUGCAUAAACCAAAUCAUAAUAUUAUAUUAUGAGAAAAUAUUUAAAUAUCAUAAUAUUAUUAGAAAGGUACUUACAUACGGAUCAGGUUUCUUUUAUACGUAUUAUACGUAUCCACGCGAUAGGCAUACACUAUACACUAUAUAAAAAUAAAAUUGAAAAAUAAUCACAAAAAAAUAAAAUAUCGUGCGAAUAUAUAUUAUUAUAAUUCGUUUUUAUAAUGUGACGGACGUGUGUUGUUUUUCAAAAAAAAUAACGCCAACAACAUUAUUAUACUGUAUAAUAAUAUUAUUAUAGGUAUAAUAUGAACCUCUUCGUGCUAUAAUACAUAUAUUACACUAAUCUUACGCCACAUUUGAUUCGGUAUAGGUACCUAUUCGUUUGUAAUCCCGCGAGGAUGAUAUCCCCGGAUGCAUUAAAAAUAUUUUCUAAAAAAAGUGGUUUAAAGUUUUUCGUAUACGUGCGCGAUAAUAAUUCAAAUAUAAGUGCACAUCUAUUAUUUCGUACGAUUCGCACGAAACGGUUCGUUAUUCUAUACGGUUUUAAUAGUAUUGUGUAGCUAGGUAUAGGAAAUGUUAAAAUAUACUUCAUGCGUAGGCGGGUUUCUAUUAAAUCGUAUAUUUCAUUAGUAUGUCUAUUAAAUUAUUCAUAAUUUCCCGUAUCAUUAAAAUUACAAUAAUUUCCCGAUUGAUUAGUUCUAGUUGAUUUGUAUACCUACCUAUACUCGUUUUCUCUGUGCGCGCGCGGCCGCGGUGACACAGUCGUAUCCGCGGGAACUAUUUGCGAGGAACGGCGGACCAACAAUAUUGAAUAUUACAUAUUACGGAGUUGAUGAUAAUAAUUUCUAUCGAACUUUUUGCGUAUCGCACUGUCAUUAUGAAAACGGACGUUCGUAAUGAUAAUACAAAUAAAAAAAAAUAGUUGUUAUCGACGACAGAGUUUCCUACCCCGACCCCCAAAUUAUACGGCGAUUCGGUAUCGUGUGCCGCGUAAUAUUACAUUUUCACUGCGGCGAAACAGACAUUAUUGGCGUUCCGAUGAAACUGUAACGUUGUUGUUUAACGUCGAUAAUAGUAUUUGUACUCGACGAUUAAAUAUUGUAAAUUAGACGUCCGAACGGUGGCGCAGGUUAUACAAUAACAAUAAUAAUAUGUUAGUUUCACGCGGAAAAAAAAAUGACUUAUCCGCGGAUUAUUAAAAAAAAAAAAAAAAAAAACAGGAAAACAGACUAAUCGCGUUUUAUCAGGGCGCGCAACGCGCAACCGGUAGACGGGGCGCCGAGUCAUAACUCUUUUCCCGUUACUCCCUUUCGGUUUUUUUGUUUUUUGUUUCGGUUUUUUUUUUUUUUUUUUUUUUUUUUUCCCCCGUUAACGAGAAUUCUACGUAAUAGUACCCGCUACUACCUACCUAUACAAUACGGUUAUUGCAUAACUUGUAUUGCAAUUUCAGACAUUUCCUUGUAAUUUCGAACGCGGGUCCGUAUAUUAUAGCGAUUUGUUAUCCAUCCCCGAAAAUCUGCGCGCGCGGAAUUCGCAAAAGAGAUAUUAUUAAUUAUUCCGGAUAUCGUGUAUUAUUAUUUUUGUAACAUUUUCGCAUAGAGAACUGGCAUCCGAGUCCGGUUACUGUAUUACAAUACGAUGCGUAUUCGACCGACACUGGCGCAGUAAUUAAUAAUUGAUCCGGCAAUUAUAACUGUCACGUUAUUUCGUUAAAACGCGCGUAUACAUAAUAAACAACAAUAAUAACACGCGCAUCGGUCCGGGUGACCAUUACGUACGGGAUUUUCUCGUUAUUCCGCGGCACCGCGACGAACUUCCGACGCAACGCUUGUCACGCAGUUUCACAAAGUCGGUUUCGUCCCCCCCCCCGUAUAAUCGAAAAUAUUUAUCGGUAUCUGAAACAUAAUGUAUUGUAUUAUUAUUAUUAUCAUCUGACGUUGGAAAUGCUCGCGAAAACCUACGGGAAUUUUAGAAAUUUAAAGGCAUCUCCGCCGGUACCUAUAUAUAUGUAUUAAACAAUAGAUAUAUUAUGUACAUAAUAUUUUAUUACGAAUAAAAGCGGUAAAAAAAGCUAUCCGUUUUACGACGGCGGGUGGUUUUCUUAGGAGAAAAAAAAACCAACUAUAUUUGGGUCAUAAAAAUGUUCAACAAGUUUAUUCCGGCUAAAUUUUAUAUACAUAAAACUAUUUAGUGUAUAAACUCGUAAUAUUUAUUUAAAGACGACAGUGACUCUAAUGCAAACACAAACUCCUCAAAGAUCUAUCUAGUUUUAGGAAAAUACUACAAAGCUUUAUAACAUAAUAUAUAAUGUGUGUAUACAGUUUAUAAUAUUAUAGUUUUGACAAUCCCGUUUUAGAGAUGUACGGGCAAAACGUAUUAAGCUCCAAUAAGAUAAUAAUUGACAUUUUACAGUCGCUUUAUACGAUGUUUAAUUGAAUCAUACAGUGUUAUGGGUCAGAUGUUUUAUACACUUUUUUCCCAUUUUUAAUUUUUUUUUUUUUUUUUUUAUGUUGUGUUAUUGCUAUAUUAUACACCGAAUGAAAGUAAUUCAACUCAAUUUUCCAGCGCUGUGAAUAUUAAAUUUUUUUCGAUUUUUUUUCAGUCGGUUUGUUUUCGAGGGGUCAUAGAUUUGGAUAACAAUUACAUUUUUAUUUUUAUCCCCUAAACACAAAAAAAAAACUUUAUUUAUUCACAUUAUAAAAUUUUCAAAAUAGUUAUUUUGUAAAAACAAUAUUGUUCUAACAAUUAUAAUGUAUCACAUAAUCAUAUCCGAUUAACAGUUUCUGGAUUAUAGCCGUUUUAAUUUCUAGAAAAUAAGCGUGACACCAAUUAGAAGGUAAAGAACUACCAUGCUGAUUGUAAUUCCUUAUCGCAUAACGUGAUGAAGAGAAUUAUUUGUUUUCACGCCUAAUUAAAUCGACCAUAACAAAGAAAUUAUUUAUCGGAUAUGAAUGUGUGACACAUUAAAAUUGUUUGAAUAUGUUUUACAAAAUGGCUAUUUUCUAAAGUGGACGAAUAAGGUUUUUUUGUAUUUUUAGAAUGAAAAUGAAAAUUUAAUUUUUCUUCAAAUCGAUGUCCCCCUUCGUAGAAAAACCGAUUGAAAAAAAAAAUUGAAUAUUAACCGCACAAGAAAAAUCCGUCGAACACGGUGGGACACACUGUAUAUAUAUAUAUAUGUUAUAAUAACCUAUUAUUUAUUGAUUUACUGAUAACUAUAUCCAAAUUAUAUUGAACGUGUAGUAAUAUUAUAUAUUUUGUAAUAUUAAUGUGGCAUUGUAUAUCGAAUCCUCAGAUUCCUUUAAUGGAAAGCAAAAUGAAAUGGGACAGGCCUAAGAAGAAGAAGCAGAAGCAUUACCCGCCGACUAUUGAAAUCGAAAUGACUGAUAUAAAAAGUAGUGGCAAUGAUAUCGAAGAGGAACCGCGCUCGCCGAUGUGGUAUGGCAAACAAAAUGGUGAUUCGUCAUCGUCAAGCCGCGGAGUCAAUAAGGAACCGAAUAUUUAUUCCGGGAGCAACUUCCUACAGGUUUGCGUCGUUUUUGUAUAAUAAAGGGAUUGGAUACUAAUAUUUCAUUUCGUUUUCUACCGCAUACGCGUCAUAACAAUUCAGAUCAAUUUUCUAGCAACCUUUUCGAUCGACGUAUAGUGAAGCGAUACGGAUUCUGAAAAUAGAUUCGAAUUAUGCGUAAAGUGUACACAAAAUCUUUCACUCGUUUGGAUUUUAAUUAUAAAUUAUACCUCUAGUUUGAUUUAAAUUUUUUAAAAUGUAUUAAAAAAAAAAACUAAAAUUAAAUUGAAAAAAUUAGCUACAUCGAUAUCAUGUAUACAUAAUAUUGUACGUUGUACAUUUCACGAUGAUUUCAAAUUCGUUUCUUGAACUCUUAUCCCUUUACAACAUCAAUCGGACCGUUUGUGUUGGACGAAGAACGAAAAUAUUGGUAUUCAAUCCCCUUAAAACGAUCUGAUGAAAAUGAAAAAUCUAUUCUCUAUAUUAUAUUAGAUACUUUUGCAUUUUGUCCGAUUAGAAAAAGACGAGUACAAUAUAGUAUUCUUCUUUUUUUUUUUUAAUAAUUUUGCCGAAAAUCUUAAAUAUUACGGCUUAUUAAAACGUAUAUAACUUCACUCAGAAUUGUUUUUCGUCGACAAUAAUUAAUUGUUGUGUACAGGUACACAUUAAAUUUCUCUCUAUAUCCUAUCUUCUCAACUUCUCACCUAUUACAGUAGCCCACCCAUUUUGCGAAGUAUGCCCGACUUUUUAAUUUAUAAUUUAUACAAUUUACACAAUAAUUAUAAAAUAUAUUGUUUAUUUAACUUCUAAUAAAGUUAGAUAUUUAAACAAAUCGCGUGUAUAAUUUGAUUCUUGCUGGGACUCAGUUUACUUAAUAUUCUUUUUUCCGGGACUCAAUUAAUCGAUAAAAGAUUAUUCGGGAUCCAAUUAACAAAUUUAAUUUUACACAGGUGGAACCUGUGCAAAGAGCGACCAGAAACAACUCGUCUAAGAUUGAUAUGCGUGACAUGCCAUCUACAUCAAGAGAUCCUUAUCAGUACGUCGGAAUACACCAGAAUUCCAACUCAAGAGCCGGUCGUUCUCAAGACAGCGUUUCGAUUGAGAUCAGUAACGAAGUAAGUAUAUACUUACCUACCUAUUUAAAAAUACGAUUAUAUAAUUAAAAGUCCGCAAUAUUUAGUAUUUUCACAAAAAUUCGAUCUUAAAACCAUUAUAAAAAAAAAAUGCUACGCCCCACACAACUCUUUUUUUAGUCAUUAAGUAUAACUUAUAUCUGAUAAUGAACUUCCUGUUAAACUGUCAAGCAUUUUUGUUUGGUUAAACAAUUAAAUUCUUAUAUAGUAUCUAUCAAAUAAAAACUAACAAACAUAAAAUGAUUUUAAUCAGGUGAGUCCUAUUGGGACCAAAAAGAAGUCGUCUAAGAUUAGUACACGUGAUAUUGCUGGACCAUCUACAUCGAAAGAACAUAGUUCCAUUUAUCUGCACCCUAAUCGCGCAGUAUACACAAAUUCCAACUCAAUAGUCAAUAGUCGUUCUCAAGAUGGCAUUUCAAUUGAGGUAAGUAUAAGUGUAAGUCACACAUAUAUCCAUUCAAAUAUAUUUUCAGUAUCAAUUAUCGUUAGUAACAUAGAUCACCGAGAACACCUUCGUUGUUGUUUUAUGUUUCCAUAUAUUAUGUUAAUUUCUAGGGAUUAACAUAUAUAAAUCUAGGAUGUGUGCUCUUACUUUCUAUAAACAACUUUUCUAUACAUUAAUAUCUAAUCAUAAACUUUAGGAGUGGAUAGACAAUUUUUCUGUUAGAAAAUUAUAUAUAGUUGGUAUAUUGAGAUUGAGGUGGUCAUUUUUUGAUUUUCCUUGUGAUUUUUUUUAAUUGAGAAAAAAACAUAGGCAAAAUGGUACAAUUUUCACAAUAAUGAUAUUAGUUAUUUUAUAUUUUGGAUAACAAAUAAAAACUAUAUAAAAACCUCGCAAACAUAAAAUGUUUGUAAAUAGCUCAACAAUUAGGAAAGAAGUUCUUGUAUUUUUUCCGGUUUUGCUCAAUUAUUAAGAAAAACUACAAGGGAAAUGAAAAAAAUGACAUAUCUACUUAUCAAAAAAAUUAAAAAUCCAACAAAAAUCUUUUGUCGUUUUUCUGUUGAAGAAAUAUUUGUUAGUUUUAAAGAUUUUCGUUAAAGUUAAAGGGUUACAUAUUAUUAUAAAUCUAUUAAAUGUACCGCAUAUAUUUUAUUAUAAUUAUAUUUUAAUAAAUCUGUUCCCUAUAUUAUUAUAUUAGAUACUUUUAUUUAUUGCAUGCAUGCAUACCACUAUAUUAUAUUAUGUCAAUUUGUAAUUUUAUUCAAAUUUAUGUGUGUUAAUAUUAUUUAGGCAAGUCCUGCGAAAAAGGUUACCAAUAAAUGCAAUUCACUAAAACAAAAGGAGGCGAACGACUUGCUGAGCAUAACGGACGCGUUUGGUGACGUUUACGUACAUCCCAAACAGGAGUUGGAAAGUUGUUACCAAUUGAGAUUAAGCCGUUCUCGAGAUGACAAUUCUUCUAAGGUAUUUAUACAAAAAUAUAUGUUGGGUAUUAAUUAGCAUUAGUUUUAAAAAUCACCAUGAUCUCCACUCUCCUAUUAACGUUAGGUCUUCGUGAGUCUAGAAACGUAAAAAUAUAUUUUUCUCUUUUCUAUUUUUAAGAGAAUUUUCAUUUUCUUGGCUUCGGUUUGAUCUUCUAUACAUUCCUAAAAUAAAUAGACGAUUCCUUACUAUGUACCUGUCCAUCAAUAUGUGAAGUAUAAUAAUUAUCCAAUAUAUAUCUCGAUGAUAAAUGUUCUAAAAUGAUUAUAAGUACGCAGGUAUUCGGUGUAUUACCAAUGUUCGUUUAGUUUGUUCGUUGUACGUUUGUAUAAAAUAUUUAAGUAUUAUCAUCAUCAUCAUUACAAUGAUUGUCCAUGAUGACACAAAUCUGAAAUAAAUAAAUACCGAUCAGGCAAGUCGCAUGUGUGAGAUAUAUAAUAUAUACUGAACGUAGUCCGUGUAGUGUAUAUGUGUAAUAUAAUAGUUAUUGAAAGAUAAUAAAUGAUAAAAAUGAAAUAUUAUAGAAGACCUAAAACUACUACCGCGCGAUUUCGCUGUAAUAUUUUGCUUUGGUUAGUUUAGGUCAACGAUAUUUUAUUUCGUCCCGUUACCGCGGACAUUUCUCUACCGCUGCCGCUUUAGUCUGUGAACACCUUAAGUAUAACGUUUUACACGUGUGAAAAUAUUUUGUAAAUCCUGUUUCCGUGUUGAGUGUCCUGAAAGUUUGAUUAGGUUUAAUUAGUUCUCGGGAACGCCCCUCAAUUUUCAAAAAAUAAAGUCCCCAUUGUAGUAUUUUCCCACUUUAACCACUAGCGUAAAAAAAUUAUAUUUUAUAGUUUACUAUAUUACGCGAUAGGGCGAUCACAAUCGUAAUAAAACUUUCAACUUAUAAAUAUUUAAAAAAUAAAUGGGUUUUCAUUUUAUUUUGUUUUUUUCAUAUUUUUUUUUUCUAAGUAUAAAAAUCAGUAAAACACGGUGAGUCAUCCAGGAUACAUUGUAUAUGAGUGGCACAAUUACCGCAUUAAAUAAUAAAAGAAUCGUUUAAAAUAAUGGUUCAAUUACCGUUUAACUUUAUGGAAAAAAAUGCAUUGUGGUUUAUUUCCCGAGCGUCCAUUGAGAUUUAUUGUUGGUUUUUAAAUUGUUGAGAAGAAUUCAAUACAUAAUUUAUAUUAUACAUACAGCUUACUUAAAUUUUAUAAUGUUUCACCUCUUAGGAUAUUAAUUAUAACGAACCGCUGACUUAUUUAUGCGUAUUUCAUACUCGAGAUAAGAGUUCACAUAGUUCAACACGGGAUGAUAUGGAAAAACAAAUGUGUUAUUCAAUUUUUAGAUUUAACAAUUUGAAAUUGUACAGAUUUUGGUUAAAAUUUAAUUUAAUUUAAUUUAAUUAAGGGCAGAGCCAUUAUAAACAUAUUAAAUAUAAAUAUAUUAUAAUCAUAUCUUAAUACAACAUUAUUAGCUAUAAUAUUAUCUAUUAUACACAUUUAGUUUUUUGAUUAACAUAAAAUUACAUAUUUACAUUAUUUUAUGCAGUCAUUCAAUUCAUAAUGUUAUCUUAGUUUAAAUGCAUGUUGUGUAUUUGUGUUAUUUUAUUCAGGUACACUCUGAGCAAAAGGCGAUCAAAAAUAAUUCGUCUACAAAUGAUAUGCGCAAGAUGCCGAGACCAUUGACAUCGGGAGAUUUUGGUGAUGUUUAUAUACAUCCUGAAUUCGAAAAAUACUUAAAGGAACAAUCAAAACUAAGGCGUUCUGUAGACGACAAUUCCAUUGAAGUAAGUAUACUACGAGUAUUUACGAAAAUAUAUGUUUAGUAUAAAUUAUCAUUAGUAUCACAAAUAAACGUGAACACCGUUCUCCCAUUAACCGUAAAACGUAAAAUAUCUAGGGAAAUCAUUUUAUCGUGUAUUUUUUUCGGCUUCGAUUUGGUAUUGCUGAGCACCCAUAAAAAAAAAAAAAAAAAACUUUCAUUAUAAACGAUUCUACACUCUGCACCCGUCCAUCAAUAUGCGUAAGACACAAUAAUUAUUAUAAUUUAAUAAUAUCACUUUCUGCAGUGUCCAUCAAUAAACAAUACCUACGCGAAAAUAUUGAAUAAACUCAUAAAUUAUUACACAAAUAAACGCACUCGUUUUUGGCAUUUACACUAUAUAAUAAUAUGUAGGUAGGUGCACACCUAAUGAAUUUUAUAUUGUCUUUCGAAAUUUAACACCUCUUGAUUUUUAAACCAUUAGUGUUGAUAAGUGGGUAGGUAUUAUUAUAUUAAAAUUUUAUAUGAAUUCUAAUCGUGUCCAUCAUGCCUGCCGACAUUUAAUUUGUUUUACAUACAUAUCCAUAAUAAUAUUAUGUACGCGUUUGUACCGUUGUAAAGUAAACGCAAGGGUAAACACAAUGAUCCACCCUGAUAAAUAAAUGUACCUAUAAAUAAAUAAAUAUAUUUGCUAAACGAGAACUACUUUCAUUUAAAUUGAAGUAAAUGUUUUAUUUUGCUAUAUAAAGGUAGACGCGUGUUUUAUACGUAUUUCUAGAACUGGAUAGCAAAUUAAUAUGUUAAAGUUUACUGUUAUCGAUAACGAAUAAACUCUAAUAUCGUAAUGGUAUGUCUCAUAAUUCGCACUAAUAUUUAAUUAUAUUUGAUCGAAUUUAUUAUUACUUAAACUUUUGAAUCCAAAAUGAUAACGAAUAAUUAUUAUAUUGUCAAUAUCUAUACAAGUUUGCAUAUUAGGUAUUAUUAUUGCCGAUCGACCAACGCACUAUGACUGUUGAUUUAAUAUUACUUGAGGAGGAGGGGGGAUAAUGAAUGCAAACUUUUGCCGCUUUCAUUUUCUUAUUUUUGUAUUUUUAGAGGAAAUUCAAUACAAUGCAAUGUAUAGUUUACACAAACUUCACAAUAUUUUAGCUCUUGAAUAUUAAUUAGCAAACCGCUGAAUUAUGUAUGCGUAUACAUUUACAACUCAAAAUAAGGUUUACUGUUAGAUCUUCACGGAAAAAAAAAACUAUAUUUAUUAAUUUCCAAUCAUUAAGUUUUAAAUUUCGAAAUUUUUGAGAUUUCGAUCGAAAUUUAACAGUAAAAAUAUUAUUUAAAUUUCGAAUGAACCUAAUAAUAUAUUCUAUUUACGUUUUAAUAUAUUAGUGUAUUAGGUAUAAAACGAAAUAUUUUAUUUCACUUUAGUAAUGUUAUUUUUUUAUUGAGAUCGGUACCUAUAUUAAUAAAUAUAUAUGAGUAUACAUAUAUUUUAAUAGCAACAUAAAUUUCGUGCGCUUAUUCGAAAAUGUAUCUAAAAUUAUCAGCGUCGUAUCUGAUCGGUAUUUAAUAUAAUACUUUAACAUAGGUAGUUCAUAUUAUAUGAUACCAAAGCUGGGCAAUAACUAGUUAAAAAGUUAAAAUUUAAGUUGUUAUAAUUUUUUUUGAUAACUUGAAACUAAAUCAUUUAAAAAAUACAAGAACGCUAGAAAAUAACUUAGUUAUUUUUUUAAUUAGUAAUUUUAAUUUCAUUUAGUUAUAUUAUUAAAAUUAAAAUUAUUUAUACAUGUAUUAUAAACACUUUUACGUCAGUAUUAUUAUCAAAUGAUAAGUACAAUCAGUUCUGUGGACGAGCUAAUUUACAUAUUAUUAUAAUCUCUAAACGAAAUAAGAGAAGAGAUGAGCUGUUUUUUUUUACUCCGCUUAAUUUAAUUUUUAUUUAACUUUUUUAAUCGUAUUUACACGGUUUUUUUUAUUAUUUGCUAAGCGCAUUGACAUCAGUCUAACCUACUUGUAAAACGUAUAACACGAAAUCGUAUUACACUCAAACAUACAUUUGCAAAUACAUACAUAAUAUACACUGACUAUAUAUUUAUAUAAAAAUGUAUAAUAAAAUAAUUUAAUAUAUAUGUAUAUUAAACGUUCAUAUUGAAUAUGUAUAUAUUAAUAUUAAUAAUGUAGUCACUAUAUAUUUUUCUUACAUGAUAUGCUCUAUCACUGCAUUUAGUUUAUUUUGCAAAGUUUUUCUUUCCACAGUAUUUUUUAGAUAAAAAGCAAUGUUAAUAAAAUAGUUCAACAUUUUAGAUAGGGCAAAAUGUUAUCAUCGGAGCUUAUAGCUUAUAGCACUUACAACCAAGAAAAAAGUGUUUGAAAAAGUACUUAAAACAACUUUGUUGUAAUACAAACACAAAAUCUAUAAAAAAAAAAAAAACAGAAAAAACUAUUAAAAAAUAUUGAAUUAAGCAAAAAUAUAUUUUAAAUGAUAAGUUCAAUUUUUAUGUCGAAAAAAUAAGUAAAUGUUAUAAGUCCUGAAUCCUAAUUAUAAUAAUAAUUGUUUAUGGUUAUAGUAAUAAAUUUAUAAUAACAGAAGUUAUUAUAAAUCCAAAACUCAAGGGACUGAUGUCCCUAGGUUUUCGGUUUUUCAUUCUCUCGUGGGUCAUCGUUUAAAAACUCGUUUCACCCAUGUUAAAAAAAAAAAAAAAAAGGUUAGCAUGCCCCAAGUGAAUAUAUAAUCUAUUAUAAGGAAAAAGCGGUUCUUUAUAAAAUAUUUGUAAUGUAUAAAUAGUAUAGGAUUUGGAAUUUAAUAAUAAAUUUGAAAUUAUUGUACAAACGAUGGGCCGCUUUAAAUGAAAAAUAAAUACAAAUUCUCUUUACAAUAAUGUUAUGUUAACUCAAAUGCGAACGUUAUGUUAUUUUGUAAUGUCUAAUUUACGCAAUGAUAAUUUAUUUAUUUUUGAAUUCUUUGUAAAUUAUUCAGCUUCUUAAUAUUUUCGAGUAAAUUGUGAUGUAACUCGAGACAAGCUUUUAAUGCCUUAUUUUUACAAAAAUAAAAGUAAAAUGAGUAAAUAUUCUAUCAUCAUAAUUUAAGCAUUCUCUAGACUAAAUACUGUAAGUCCAUGAAGAUUGAAUUUUUUGUCAAUCGAUAUUCCUCAAUCGCGAUCCUCAAAAAAAAAAAAAAAUUUGCUUAAACUUAUAUAAUUUGUUGAUGAAUUUCGUUACGUGUUCGAUUUAUUUCUUGGAGGGUAGAGGGUAGAGAGGAGGAAUAUUGUUUCAUGGAUAAAUAAGUUUCCAGUGGUAUUUCUCAUUGGGCUGAUAAUAUUUAUAGACAGUGACAUGUAACUAGGGACUGGAACCUUGGUAAAUAUUGCGGUCCGACUCCUAGUCAAAAAAAUAAGUGGUCCUGGUUUUAAUGCUGGUUCUCAAAAAACUAAACAUUCGGUUUCAAUUUAUUUUUGUUUCUUAAAAUAUGAAAAUUUUGUUUCCUGUUUUGGUUUUAUACUUAUGUGAGAAAUUUUACUUACGUUUCGUUGGCGUCAAUUAGGGUCAAUACCAAAAAAUUUCUACUAAGUGCUGUACGAAUGGUACCGUCAGAUAAUGAUAGUAUCAUAUACAUAAUCAUAACAUACCUAGUUCUUUAUAAAUAUUAACCCUAUUUUCAGAAUUGCUUCUUAUUGCGGUAACUAGAAUAGAGUGACGUCUUGUUUUAUGCAGGACUGUCUUUUUUUCAGCUUUGUGUCCUGUUGUCCUGACGAAAUUUUUUCAGGAAUCUUUUUGCCUUGUUUUUUUUUUAUGUUAAUUCCAAUUAUACCGUAUUAAUUCUUAUUUUAUUUAAUCAAAUAUGAAUAUUUUAUAGUUUUAAAAUAUGUUUAAAAUUUUAUUUAUUUUUUUAAUAAAACUAAUUUGUUGAUAAAUAUAUUCGUUAUAGUUUAGGACAAUGAUUUCGAUUAUGUAUUCAUAAAAAAUAAUAAUCACAAGAAAAAUACCGGUGAUAAUACAUCUAAAAUACGCGGGUGUAUUUAAAAUAGUUAAAAAUAUAGGCAUAAUUAUGAAAAAUUAACAAACAAAAAUAAAAAAUUAUAAUAAUUAAUAAAUAUUACUGAAAUUAUUUUGUUCUGUUUUUCUAUUUUUUUGAAUAUGGCCACCCUCAACUAGAGACCUAAAGGUAUAUAAUAUGCAGUAAAUAUUGAUUUUAUUUUAUUUGAGAAUUCCUAUUAAAUUAUCAGUUAUUACGUACAAACAUUAAAUGAUUAUUUUUGAAUAUUUUUAAUCCCCUUAAUAAUAAUAAUAAUAGAUUUACUUAUUUGUUUAGUUCUUAUUACCUAUCAUUUAUGACAGGUAUGGCAGAUAUAAAUAAAAUUAAUGGAAUUAUAACAAAACCGAAAUUAGUCGUAAAAAACCUUUACAAAAAAUUAUGUGUUGCGGUUAAGUUCCGGUUUUAAAAUAACUAUAAAUAAGGGUUCCGGUGAGAUUCUGGUUUUUAAAUAAAUUUAAAUAAGUGUUCCGGCAAGGUUCCGGUUUUAAAAUUAAUUUGAAUAAGGGCUUGGGUGAGGUUCCGGUUUCAAAACCGGUUCUUUUCGGUACGGUUCCAGUCCCUGCGUGUAACAUUGUGACAUUAAAUCUAAUACGACUGAUGUAAAGGAUAGAAGGUUUAUUUAUCACAUGUGAAAUAGAUUGAUACAAAGAUUGAGUUUUAGACAUAUUUGUAUCAAAGUACUAAAUUGCUAAAAUUCUUUUUUUUAAAAUUUGUAAACAAUUAUUAUAUAAACGAUAGGUGGGUGUACGCUAAAUCGUACAUAAAACAGGAACUAAUUGUCUACUAUAAUGUUAUUAUCAAAUUACACCGUACGCGAUUAAUUCGCUUAUAUUUAAAAUUAAAAUGUAUUGUUUAACUUCUAAUCAAAUAUUUGUUUCCCGCGUGUAUCGUUGUAUUAUUAUUGUAUACCGUGCCGCUAGUGUGGUUUUGUGCACAGUUAUUAUAAUAUAUAGUAGAUACGGUAGGUAUAUAUAAUGAAAGAGUUGCGGCUUUUUAAAUAUUUAGCAAUAUGACCUAGUUCCUUAAAAUGGCGUAUGUAUAUUGCAUCUACUUCGCUCGCCUAUAGUUGUAGGUACGCGUCCACUAUCUUAAAUACAAAAUUUAAAAAAUUAAAACAUGCAACGAGAACCCAUAAUUCUUAUAUAAUAAGUUGGUUUAAUAAAAUAGAAUGUUAAACUGUAAACACAUCAUAGAAACUGUUGCUGAUGAAUUGAUAUUAUUUAUUAAAUAUACUUAUGAUCUGUGGUUAUGGUGGUGAGGAAGUGGUGAGUGGCGGAGUUCCCCUUCUUGUUUAAGGUAAAUUUAUUCUCCGUCCUUUUUAAUUUUAAGUCUUCGAAAUGCGGGGCGAACGAUUUAGCAAUUGUCACUGAGCUAUUUUUAAUGAAAUUUUAAAAACGAGUUAGAUUAAUAUUCAAAAUAAAUUUGUCAAUAACUUUUUGAUUAUACAUUUGUUUUACUUUAUUUGUACCGAUCAGGCAUAUAGUAUGUAGAAUAAUAUUUUUAGCGUUUGUUUUUUUUUUUGGAGGGGAGGGCCUUUUACUAUUAUAUUUUAUUAGCAUAAAAUUUGUAUAAAAAAACUUCUUGGGGAAAAAAAACAUUUUGAAAUCUUUUUCCUGUGAAGGAUUUCUUGACAAUUUAGUUGGGUUAAGAUAGUUCUCGGGAUCGAACGUCGUUUUUUUGGUAAACAUAGUCCCCCUUCGAAGUUUUCUCACACUGACUUUAUUAAACUGUAAUGCGUUGUCCGCACUGGUCUUUAAAUAUUCGUAAAACCACAUUUUUAAAAUGUAUUGUAAAAUAAUGUUUCUGGUUUUUAUCAAUUCAGUUUGUAAAUUCUUUUUUUGCGCGGGCACGAAAAUUUAAAGUUAAAAGUUGAAUCCCACUAGUUCGGGAAUUUAUUUUAACUCCAAAUAAACGAGUUUAUCUCUGGGUAAAUAUUUGGUGCGACCCGGCAUUAUAAUUUUAUCAUAACUGUAUAAAAUAAAUCAUACUCUAUUAUAUAUAAUUUAUUUAGAAAAUAAGAAGAUAAAAUAUCAUAAUAUUAUAACAUCUCUGAUUAUAUGUAUAAAUAAUCAAUCUGUGUUCCUCGACCACCUAGAUUAUCAAUAACCCGAUUGAUUUGGAUAACUCAAAUUCGAUUAAUCUGAUUAUUAAUUAGACAGUGUGCUAGACGAUGGAAAUGUAUUUUCAUAAUUAUUUGGUAUUAUCACCAUUAAGCCAUAGGUACCAUUAUUUUUUCCGUUUUACAUUAAUUGCUCACGUUCAUUGUUUCGUGUUUAUUUACUUAAUUUGUUUCAAUAAUAAUAAAAACAGACCUUUUUUCAAUUUAUUUUUGUUAUUGUUGUUCCUUAUGUAUAAUUGUAAUAAAUUAAACACAACGUUACAUGACAAAUCACUCAUAUUGAAUUUAAUUACAUUAAUAUAAUACAUUCAAUAUUUAUAUUAUUAUCAAAUAAUUAUUUUGAUAUUCUAAAAUUACGUAAUAGAUUAUUGUGCGUUGUAAUAUAAAUCGAUGUUCCAUGACUUUCAAUUUGAUGUGCAAUCGGGUGUUAGAUCGAUAAUCGAGGUAACAUGAAUAUAAUAAUAUGUUUAAUAUAACAGAUACCUUAUAAUACACGACUGUUUAAAAUAUUAUGUAACAUCUGGAGCUAAACGAAUUUUAUUUUGAAUAAUUCAUUAAGGUUUAAACAAAAGGGAAAUUAAACAUAAUUAUAUUACACCAAAUAAUAGCAAGACAGGUGUAUGUUAUCGAUUUAAACCAAAAUACUACAAAUAAAAGUAUGAUUGAUCAAUAUUAUGUUAUAAAUUGUAUUAAUAAUUAAGGAGUAAUAAUAUUAUUGAUAUUUGUCGGUAUAUAUUAUUAAUAUAAUUAUAAAGUUAACUUUGAGUUUAUUAAUCAGUUUCAAUAACCGUUCAAUUGUAGUACUUUUUAGUUUGUUUAAUUUUAAUACCUACCUAUUAGCUACCUAUUCGAAAUAACAAGAUUUUCGUAAAUUUAAAGGAUAAGUAUAAUAAUAAAUCACAAUUGAUAACAAAUUAAAGAAAAAAACCUGUCCAUAUAGCGACCCAAUUAUAAAUGUUGUAACCAUUUAAAAAAAAUGACUUUUUUUGGAAUCCGACAAAUUUUGUUCAAAAACUAUUUAUAAAAAUGAAAACGAAAACUUAAAAAACCGGUUUCACAACCCAAAAUUAAAACCGUUAAAACAGUUUAGAGCUGUAUAUUUUGUCGAAAUUGCCUAAUAAUAUCACUCUCAAUAUCUCUUCCAUAAACUUGAUAGAGAUAGAGAAAAUCAUAAAAUCGUAUUUGAAUAUUUUGUUUUAUGUAACCUUAUUAUUAUAAUGAUUUAAUAUUAAAAUGAGAAAUCGGAGAAAAUGACAAACAUCAUACCCUUCAAAGUUCUUACACAAAAGGGUACCUAUACAUUCGAUUCGAAAAGUAACAAUAAUGUAAAAAGUAACAAUGAAAAUGGCGUGACCUUUCUCCGAUAAUUUUGUAAUUGAAUAUAAAUCGUAUUGACUUUAUAAAAAAAAAAAAAUCCUUUAACUGUUUAUUGUUGUCUUUGCUGAUAUUUUUUUGUUACAAAUAUGUUUUUUUUUUUGUUGCGUAUAUCGUGUUAUUUUGUAUAAUUUACAACAGGUACUUAAUACCAAUUUUACAGUAUAAUAAAACGUGAAAGUAAUGUGUGCAACAAAGCGGUUUAAAUUUUUAUUUUUUUUUUAACCUUAUAAAAGGAAGACUGAAAACACGAGACUUUAUCAGAUAGUUUUCAACAAUAAUAUUUUAAUGAUAUGUAGGAAUAAUACAAUUAAAUUAGGUACCUAAUAUCGCGGUGAAAAUGAAGAAUGAAAAAAACAAACGUUCAGUGUAGGUUUCGAAAGACUUUUUAAAACCUUUUUAAAAACGAGACACGACGUCAUAAUAUAUGAAAAUAAAAAUAAUAAUAAAUAAAACUUCAAAAAAUGUCCUUGAGACGACGGGACAUUGUAAAUAUUUUUCUUUUUUAUUUCUUUUUAAUUGGGUUUAAAACCUACCAAAUGCUUAUUGAAGAGGAAAAUAACGAAAAACUUUCGGUUCGGUAUUGACGGGUAUUAUUGUGUCGUGAAACAAAAUUCAGUAAACUUUUUAAAGAGAAACUCGCCUUCCAAAAAUCAACAAAACCAAAGUUAAACUCAAUCGUAGCUAUAAGUGAAAAUAUUAUUAUCAUUGUUGUGACGUCGAUGGUAAAGAUUUAUAAAGGUACGUAGGUACUAUUAGAAUUAAUCGGUAAUGAAUAAAAGGUCGACAAAGCUCACGGCAGGUGUUUUAUAACAAUAGUUAAUUAUCAUCGUAUUGCCUUUAAUAAAAGUAACCGGUCUAACAAAAAUCUUGGAUUUAUAAAAAUAAAACAAACCUUUCAAUACGAGUGACUAAUCAAUUUUAGAUGUUAAGUGGAGUGAGAAAAAUAUUGGUUUUACAAUAAUGUUUAUUAUUUUGUUUUUAUUUUUUUUUCCUGUGAACAACUUUUCUUCUAGUAAUGUUGCUCGAAAAUUUUGAUUAGCACAUUUUCUGAAGGGAAAUUUGACUGUUGAGGUAUUUUAAGGAGGUCAUUUUUGAAUUUCCUAAGAGUUUUCUCAAUAAAGGAGAAAAACCGAGAAAAAACAUGAAAAAAUCGGAGAAAACAGGAAAGAACGGGAAAAUAGGUACAUUAUUAAACAAAUAUUAUUUAAGACAAUAUUUAAUGCACAUGUAAUUUGUUUUACCAUAAUAUGUCAUAUAUAUAUAUAUUAUAUUGUUGACAAAGCAUCACUAUCAACCGAACUCCGUUUAGAAUCGUUUAUUCGUUAGCAAUGGUUAAACGUUGAUUAUUCAUAUAUAUAUAUAUAUAUUAAAUUACCUAUAACAGUGGCUGCAUCUAUCUCCAUUAUCCUAGGGUAGCUUUUUGAGUUUUAGAUUCUGAGUGCAGUGAGAAAUGUUUUGUUUUACUGAUGAACGUGUGCUUUUUUUGUUAUCAAUUUUUCUCCGUUUUUAAACAACUCUUCUAUCGGAAAUCUUGCCCCAGUCAAAAAUGAAUUAAUGACUAUAGGAUUAAAUGGUUAGAAGUGUCAGAUGUUUUAUGUGUCAAUAUAGGACUCCAACAAGAUCUAUAGUUAAGUUCUACUGCAAAAGUGUGAUGAGAUUGGAUAUGUUGUAUGAGUCAGAGUGUUGAAUAGUAGACAAACAAAUAGCACAUAGAAUAAGUUUAUCAGAGAUGAUAAUGCUCAAGUGGAUAGAUCGAAUGAUGGAAGAAGAUAGGAUAAUGAAUGAGUUGGUUUGGGUAUGUGAUGAGCAGAGACAAAUCAGACGAAAAGGGAGGAGAGAAAAACCAAAAUUAGGUAAUUGAAUGCUAUGAGGAUGACAAGCGUAUGUGAGAAGGACGUGGGGUAUUCCAGUGGAAGUUUAGGACAAGAGUGGCCGACUUCAAAUAGUUAGGAUGAAAGUGAAGGAGAAGAAGAAGAAUAAUUACGAAAGCUUUGCGCUAAGAUUCUUUUAUAUUUGUUAAAAACAUUUUUUUGGCCUAAAAUAAAAAAAAUGUUCACAAAAUCUGAGAUGGCCAUUUUGUAAAUUUAUUUUGAAACAGAAUGUUGGUAAUAUAAAUAUUUACUAAUGAUUAGAGUUGUUAAUUACUAUGAAUUUUUAAAAUUUACCAUAAUUUGUAUUCAAUGAUUAAUAAAUAAUAAAUGCAUAACUAUACUUAAUAUAUCAUAUUAUUGUAUUACUAAGAGUACUUACCUACUUUUUUGGUAUAAUGUUGGCAAUGAAUACAAUUUAUUAUUUCAAAUGUUUUCAUUAUGAUAAUUAUUAUUGUAAACUUCCAAAAAAAUGCAGACUCGCUACAUAACCAAAGACUCAAUACAGUGUAUGUAAUUAAAAUAAUCUCUGUUUUCGGGAAAAAUUUGACAAAAAACCAAAACGAAAUUAAAACACGUUAGUUUUCAAUUUUUUUUAUAUUAGAAUAUAAAAAAAAUUGCUAAUACUGCUGACACUACUAUUGUAGGUAGAUAAUUGGAAAGGUAGGAUACAUGCAAUUAUUUAAUUUCUAUUUAUAAUUAAUGAUAAACCAUUGUGAACGAUAAACAAUUCAAAGAGAAGUUCGGUUGACCAUGACCGCGUGAUUUCAUACAAAAAUACUAAAACUGUGAUUAAAAUUGAUGGGUGAUGGUAGGAGGGUGAAAAAUACUUUACGACCUAUUCACAUAUCUAAUAAUAUAUACAUAGUUAAUUUUGUUUAUAUUAAUUACCAUAGAUACCAUUGAUACGAUUUGACCGACCUUAUACAUUUUUUUUUCAUUUCAUCCAUGUUACUAGGGUACACACAUUGAAAUGGGAUACCUAGCUAAAUUAACUCUUUACUAUUAUGGCCGUAACCAUUAAAAUUUAAUUUAACUGUAUUUGUCAAUCAAAUUAAUUGAAAUGGAGCAUUAAUCUAAGUAUAGUAUCUUAAAUAUUUGAAGGUAUUGGAAUAAUUUAUUAGAAUUUUAUUUUUUGAGAAUCGAUAUUAUUUAGUUUAAUGUUUUCGAAAAGUUAAAUUUACUAUAAGUAUAGGCUAUUAUCUGAAUUAUUUUGAUAGUUAAAAUAAAUAUAAAUGAACGUUGUUAUCACUAGUUAUGUAGUUGACUGUUAUCAUUUGAAGUUAUUUUUAGUUUUUACGUAUGAGUUAAUAAAUAUUAUAUUAAGUAUUUAUUAUUAGAAAGUAAUAAUAUCAAAUAUGAGAACAUCACUGCGGUCUGUGAUUGCUUGUAAGAGCGUGUGUAUCGUAAUCAUCGACCAAUUACCACCAAUCACAAGCGUGGUUAUGCACUAUAAAGUUUAUAAAAGCUCAUAUAUUAUUACGUUAAAUAUUUCUACACAAUACUUCACUUGACCAUAUCGUGUUAUAAUAAUAUAGCCAAUAUAGGUAUUUAUUUUUAUUAUGCAUUAUAGGGGAGGGUUUCGAGGGUUCAACCCCCCCUCCCCGAAAUGUAUGGUUGGGAAGGCACACGUGUGUAUUUAUGAAUUUAUUAAAUAUAUGUAUUAACUAAAACCCAAAAGCUUUUUUUAUAUUCCCCCCAAAUUAAUUUCUAUAUACGCCACUGAUUUAGACUGGUUUAACCGUUAAAACAAGAAUUAAACUUAACCUAUAGUCAAUCCAUAAAAAUAAAUAAUUCAAUAAUACUUAAAAAUAGAAUUAAAAUACUAAAAUGGCGGUGGGGAUAAUAGGAUGAAAAAUACUUUACGACCUAUUCUCAUACUUACCAAAUAUAUAAAAAAAAAUCAUUCAAAUUGGUCGAGCCGUUUAGUAGCAGCCGUUGUAGUGCGAACACAAACACACCGUGACAUGAGAUUUUUAUAUGUUAAAUAAUUAAAUAGGCUUAAUAUAUUUUCUUUAAUAAUAUUUGUCUAAUAUUGUACCGAUUUUCGUGGUUUUUCCAUGUUUUUCCCGGUUUUUCCAUGUUUUAUACCGGUUUUGACAUUUGCUGGGAAAACUCUUAGGAAAAUUGUCGUGUUCUACCUAUCAUAAUAUUAUCGUAAAAUGUAUUAUUUAUUAAACCGUAUAACGACAGGUACAAGUAUUUUUGGAAGUUAGAAAAUUUCUGUUAUUCAGAUGAUUUGGAAAAUGUUUAAUCAAAAAUCGCCCCCCCUCUCCCGGUGAAAUGUAUUUGAUCGAAAUAUUGAAUAGAUAAAACUAUUUUAUUCCAAAUUUAUAAUAUUUAUACGAAUUAUAAAAAUAAUUCGGAAUUAUAAUAUGCAACGCAAUAUUAUAUGUAACCUGUCGAUUAUUACUAUACUUUUAUCUAGUACGGGAUAGGAUAUUACGAUCAAAAUAUUUAAUUUGUAAUUGAGAUUCCUAAAGCUUUGUGAGCCCUUAUUUUUCCCCGCCGGUUAUAACAUUAGAUUUUGAUUAUUUUUUGUCUGCAGUAAUUUUUCGACAUUUUCAGUUCGAUACACCCUCAUAAACUUAAUGCGAAAAACUAAAAACAAAAUAUUAUCUUUGACAAAAAAUUAAAACCACAAAAUGAAAUUCAUUUUUCAAAUGAUCCAACGUAGAUAAACCUCUUUGCCGUAGUCGCUUUCAACGUCACUAAAUAAUAAAUGAGUCUUCCUUUCCUUUAUCCCGUAUUCUUAAUUUUCCGCCUAAAAAAAACGUAGAGUUACCCGAGGCGUUUUUUUUUUCAUAUAUCCGAUUCUUACAAACACUCGCAAUGUUUAAACUUAUCUUAAUAAUUUUAAUAAUUUUUGAAGCAUAUUUUAUUUACGUAUUGUAUUUAACAUGUUUAAAUAAUGUAUUAUUAGGUAGGUAGGUAUACUAAUGCAUUUUCGUAAAUUCAUAAUCAUGUUUAUUAUAAUUUUAUUGGGUACCUGUACAUAAUAAGGAAAAUAAUAAAAACAAAAAAAAUAUCGUUUAGUAUACCGGAUAGGAUAAAAUAAAAAUAUUAAUACCAGCCGCCAGAUUGUAUGAAAAUCUACGGAACCAAUAACCGGCUAUCGGUACUGUUAAAAUCAAAAAUCGUCCUACAAAUUUAAUAAAUACUAUUAAAUACAAUGAUAAAGAGUUAUCGAAUUGACAAGUAGUUGAAAUGAUUUCAGUUCUGUACAAUUUACAUAGCUUAUUUAAUCCCAAAAUAUUCUAUGGACAAUCUCCGUAUCGAUUAAUUAUAAUUUUGUUAUCACGAAAAAACGUGAUUUAAUUUUCUUAUUACCGAGGCGUUAUUUUGCGUAGUGACAAAAAACUAUUGAACAUAAAUAAAAUAUCAGUUUCAAUUAUUGUUCAGAAAUUGUUGUCACAGUAUAUAUGUAUAUAAAAAAAAUAGUCUUUAUAAAUCCAAUAGGUACAUGUUUGAAAGAAUCUAAAAUUUAAAUUAAAUUAAUAAUUUCAAAUUUUUAUUUUAUUAUAUCUUUGCAAAUUGAUUGUUCCAACUUAGUUUUCCAUGAUUCUAUCUCACUUUUGAGAAAAUAUUUAUUGGAACGAAAAUAUUUUCGGGCGCUUAUAUUGCUAACGGUGGUUAAACCUUAUUAGAUACAUUAAAAUAAUGUCCUACGGAAUUGUAUAGGUAUCUUACAGGCGUACAGAAAAUUACGCGUUGGUAUAGUUCAUCUCUCAAGGAUAACCAACAAUAAUCAUAAAUGUGAACGUUUGUUUGUUAUCAUUUGACACCGAAAUUACAGAAUGGAUUAAGGUGAAAUUCUGUAAUUCUAGAUUAGAAAUAUUGAAGUAUUACACAGUCUUAUACAAGGUUAUUAGUAUUUUAAGUAUGAAAAUCGAAUUAUUUUUAUUGAUUUUUAAGUUACUUUGGUAAUACGGAUGGAAUAAAAAAAAAAAAAAAACUGAUAAGCUGUUAGCUCGCCCAUAGAACAGUAGUUAUUAUAUGAACUGGUUAGAUACACUUAGUUCAUUAUUGGACUGUAUUUAUUUUUACAUGGGAAACUACUGGACACUGGCCCAGUGACGUAUUCCACUUUUUGGCACCUAUAGGCUAAUCAGUAGAGUAAUAGAGAAUAUUUCAUGGGUGGGGAUAUCAAAAUAAAUUUGUGUUGAAAAUCUUUCUUCUAGUUGUUGUAUAAAAAAAUCCAGCUACUGAACAAACUGCAGUGACUACAGUUACAUUUUUAAUACAUUUUUUAACUGGUGUUUAUUUAAUUUUGCAUAAUUUUAGUGUAUUGAAUAAUUUAAAAUUGUAAUACUUACGUCAGGUCCAGGCUUCUUUUUAAAAAAAAAUUCAAUAGAGUACUAUUAGUAGCUGGUAAUUUUCUUAUUUUUUUGCUCCAUUUUUAUUUUGGCUUGUAAAAUUAAAAUCAAUUAUUACUAUGUAGUGUGACUAUUGACUGUGUGACAAUGACACGGCGUGUAGUGUGUAGGUACACGAAGUUGUAAUAAUCAAAUUGUGUAUUCUGUUGGCGUGCGUUCGUAGUAUCACUAUUCGUUCGAUAAAAUGAGUUUUACAUUACUGGAUUAUUUACCAUCUAUUCUCAUAUUUAUAAUCUAUAUGUAUGUAGUAUAUUGUUAUUUUUGUGUGUAGAUAGUAGGUACUGUAAUUAGGAACAAUGUAUGUGUCGUAUACCUAUCUUUCGACGGUACAAAUCUACCUUUUUUUGAGAACUCAAACGACCAUAAAUUAAUCGGUUACAGAUCGGACUCAAAAUGAGGCUACGUAUUGUGGCUACUCAAAAAUAAACGAUAUAACGCACUAGCUAUUGAAAACCACUUUAUUACAAAUAAAAACAAACAUAAAAAAUUGGGUUUCUGGAAAAGAAUACGUAUACGCACACAUGUGUUUCGAUCGAAAACCCGCAUUGCUCCGUUACCGCGGUGUUCGCGUUUUUAAAUAUUAUUUACAAUGUGCUGCCUCUACGCAUUUGCUUCAUUGGCCUAUACAACAUAUGGCAGGGUACCCGGUGUUUAUUAAUAAAUAAGAAUGAAAGCGAAAUGGAUCAUUUAUUUUGAAAUCAUGCUUAUCGUUUACCGAGUAAAUAUUUAUAACUUAUACUAAUACAACUAAACAUUUUAUUUUUUUUUAGUUUCGUAAUACUUACCUAAUUUAUAAGUUUGUAUUUUAAUUACUUGUAGGUAUAAGACAAUAUAUAAAUACAGCUUAUGGGAGAAUCUAUUUCUCAUACCCCCCCCCCCUUUGAAUUACGUCCUUAAGGCUAAUGUUUAGAAUGUACGUUUUAAUUGGAAUGUACCUACCGAGAGGAAACAGUAAAAUAAAGUAAAAUAUAUAUUAUAGGUAUACCUAAAAUAUUGUUCGUUGUAAAAAAAUUACGGUGCUUACGAUUAAACAAAAGUAAAAACUGUACAGAUUUUAUAGUUUAGGCGGGUGUAGGUCGAAUAAGUAAAAAAUGAAAAAAAAAAAUUUAUUUUUAUUAUUAUUUUUUUUAAUAUUAUUAUUUAUGGUAGUUAUUAAAAACCCAAAUGACAAAUAACAUAAUUUGAUUAAAGAAGUGAAAAAUGUAUAUUAUAAUUAAAUGUAUAACAUAAUAACUAAAAGUUUAUUGAAAGUUUAUUUGUUGGUCUUAAAAGAUUGAGUCCGACGACUCUUAUCUGCCUAUCAGUUAAACUAUGUCCGUUUGUUAAGGCAGAUUUAGUUCAAAUUUUACUCACUAGGCGUGACUGGCUAUAAAACUUAUUUGAAGUUAUGUAAUUAUUAAUGAUUUGCCAUCCUUGUCUGUUGUGUUUAUAUUUAUCGUUUUUGUAUUAUGAUGUGUAAUGUUUACAUGAUAAUGUAAUGGUAAUUGAAUUUGUGUUUUGAUAAUAUAUCAUUUUAUUAUUAAUUCAUAACCUAAAACAAGUUUUACUUAAAUCGAUCGUGAGCACGAUCUCAGAAUAUAAGGUCAGGACACUUAAAUAGGACGUUUUUUCCAAAGAAUACCUAAACUAAUGUGCUUUUUUUUUAAUGCAAUCCUUUUCUAUAUUGUAUGUUUGUACAAACUACAUUGUCAUUAUUUUCUUUAUGAUUUUAAAACCUAACUAUAAAGUGCAAAAAGUUGCGCCAACACAGAACAAUAGGAAAACUAUAUUAAAUAGGUAGGUACUAAUACUAUAGUGCCUAUCUAAGUGGCCGCAUUCAUAACCCAGUGUCCCGAUCUUUUUGUCUAAGGCCUCAACCGCGAGUAAAAUUUGAACUAAAACCGCCUCAGCAAGUAGGUGACUGAUAAGAAAUAGUCGUCGGACCUUAUCUUUUAAGACGGUGGAUGUUAUUAUGUAUAUAGGAAUCGGACCACGCGUUUGCGGAGUCGUUCGAGGCAAAUGCGUCUUCUUUGACGAGUUUGCCAGAAGAUACGCCUUCUGUGCACAGCUAUCAUGAUGACUAUCAAUGGGAUAGAAGACGCAGGAGUUCUUCUUGGACUGGCCGCUACUCAGACAAGAUAGAACCGGAGUUUGAAAACCUACGUACGGAUGAGCCCCGGGGCAGCGUAAGCAUGCACAGCUUGUCGGAAUCCUUGGAAAAGCUGACGUUCACGCAGAGCCUGGCGUUCCCGGAGUUAGCCCGCAAGUUGGCCAAUCGUCGCCGGCAGGAAGAACUCCGUGUGGCCCUCAACGAAACAGGCGAGGAAGACUUCGAGACGUGUUCCAAGUUCAUCGCCGUGGCCGGCAUGUUUCUACUAAGUGUCAUGGUUUACGGAGCAGUGCACAGGUUCUCCGGGACCGGGACGGCACAAUAAGGUUUGCUGCCUCAGGGAAACCUGGGGCACUCAGCGGUCAACCAGACCGUAGAUGAUCAAUUCAUCUUCCAACUAAACAACACUGAGAACAUGACCAUGGAAAACAAUUGGUUCAUAAUGAAUGGCAGUCACAACAUGAUGUCCGAUCAAUCAUGGAAAUCACCCGUCAGCAACCGCACGUCAUUUUGGAAUCGGUUGAUGAAAAUUAACCGAACAAUAAGCAAUCAUGGUAGGUGGUUAUUUAGGGGAAACAACCACGAUAAUGACGCGGUCAGCGCCGUUGUCGAUGACGUUGAUAGCGAAGGUGAAAGUGAAGAUGAUGAAGGCGGUAGUGGCCACGGCUCCGACCAUGGCUCCGGCCAUGGCUUUGGUAGCCGUGAUCCCUACGGUCACGACGAUUACGAUUAA